AUGUCCGGUGACGUUCACAACUUAUCAUUAACAAAAUACUGUUCCAAUGAGAUAAUCCUAGCCCAUGGCUGAGGAAUCUAAGUUAUUUCCUACUUACUUUAAUCAACUAAAUAUAUCUUUUAACAAUAACAUAACUAAAUUAACUAAUACAACAUAUUGGAAUAUAUGACACAAGGUUCCUGGCAGUGAGGAUAAGGUACCUGGCGGUUAGGACAAGGUUCCUGGUGGUGACGACAAGGUUCCUGGCGGUGAGGACAAGCUACCUGGCGGUGAGGACAAGGUUCCUGGCGGUGACGACAAGGUUCCUGGCGGUGAGGACAAGGUUCCUGGCGGCGAGGAGAAGAUAACUGGGGUGAGGACAAGGUUCCGGCCUGUGUGUACAAGGUUCCCGGCAGUGAGGAUAAGGUACUUGGCGGUGAGGACAAUGUUCCUGGCGGUGAGGACAAGGAUCCAGGUGGUGAGGACAAGGUUGCUGGCGGUGAGAACAAUGAUCCUGGCGGUGAGAACAAGGUUCCUGGCGGUGAAUACAAGGUUCCUGGCGGUGAGAACAAGUUUCCUGGCGUUGAGGACAAGGUUCCUGGCGGUGAGGACAAGGUUCCUGGCGGUAACGACAAGGUUUCUGGCGGUGACGACAAGGUUCCUGGCGGUGGGGACAAGGUUCCUGCUUCCUGGCGGUGGGUACAAGGAUCCUGGCGGUUAGGACAAGGUUAUUGCCGGUGAGGACGAUGUUGUUGUCGGGGAGGUCAAGGUUCCUGGCGGUGACGACAAGGUUCCUGGCGGUGAGGACAAUGUCCCUAGUGGUGCGGACAAGGUUCCUGGCGGUGAGGACAAGGUUCCUGGCGGUGGGACAAGGUUCCUGGCGGUGAGGACAAGGUUCUCGCCGGUCAGGACAAUGUUGCUGGCGGGGAGGAUAGGUUCCUGGCGGUGGGUACAAGGUUCUUUGCGGUGGGACAAGGUUACUGGCGGUGAGAACAAAAUUCCUGGCAGUGAGGACAAUGUUGCUGGCGGGGAGGACAAGGUUUCUGGCGGUAAGGGCAAGGUUCCUGGCGGUGAGGACAAUGUCCCUAGUGGUGCGGACAAGUUCCUGGCGGUGAGGACAAGCUUCCUGUCGAUGAGAACAAUGCUCCUGACGGUCAGGACAAGGUUCCUGGCGAUGAGGAGAAUGUUCCUGGCGGUGAGGACAAGGUUCCUUGGCGGUGAGGACAGUGUUCCUGGCGGUAAGGACAAAGAUCCUGGCGCUGACGACAAGGUUCCUGGCGGUGGGGACAAGGUUCCUGCUUCCGGGCGGUGGGUGCAAGGUUCCUGGCGGUGAGAACAAGGUUCUUGCCGGUGAGGACAAUGUUGCUGGCGGGGAGGACAAGGUUCCUGGCGGUGAGUACAAGGUUCCUGGCAGUGAGGAUGAGGUACCUGGCGGUGAGGACAAUGUUCCUGGCGGUGAGGACAAGGUACCUGGCGUUUAGGACAAGGUUGCUGACGGUGAGUACAAGGUUCCUGGCAGUGAGGAUAAUGUAGCUGGCGGUUAGGGCAAGGUUCCUGGCGGUGAAGACAAGGUUUCUGGCGGUGAGGACAAGGUUCCUGCCGGUGAGCAGAAGGUAGCUGGCGGUGAGGACAAGGUUCCUGGCUGUGAGUACAAGGUUCCAGGCAGUGAGGAUAAGAUACUUGGCGCUGACGACAAUGUUCCUGGCGGUGAGGACAAGGUUCCUGGCGGUGAGCACAAUGUCCCUAGUGGUGCGGACAAGGUUCCUGGCGAUGAGGACAAGCUUCAUGGCGAUGGGGACAAUGCUCCUGGCGGUCAGGAAAAGGUUCCUGGCGAUGAGGAGAAUGUUCCUAGCGGUGAGGAAAAGGUUCCUUGGCGGUGAGGACAGUGUUCCUGCCGGUGAGGACAACGAUCCUGGCACUGACGACAAGGUUCCUGGCGGUCAGGACAAGGUUCCUGCUUCCUGUCGGUGGGUACAAGGUUCCUGGCAGUGGGACAAGGUUCCUGGCGGUCAGGACAAGGUUCCUGGCGGUGAGGACAAUGUUGCUGGCGGGGAGGACAAGCUUCCUGGCGGUGAGUACAAGGUUCCUGGCAGUGAGGAUGAGGUACCUGGCGGUGAGGACAAUGUUCCUGGCGGUGAGGACAAGGGACGUGGUUUUGAGGACAAGGUUGCUGGCGGUGAGUACAAGGUUCCUGGCAGGAAGGAUAAGGUACCUGGCUGUUAGGACAAGGAUCCUGGCGGUGAAGACAAGGUUUCUGGCGGUGAGGACAAUGAUCCUGGCGGUGAGAACAAGGUUCCUGGCGGUGAAUACAAGGUUCCUGGCGGUGAGAACAAGGUUCCUGGCGGUGAGGACAAGGUUCCUGGCGGUGAGGACAAGGUCCCUGGCGGUGAGGAGAAGGCACCUGGCGGUGAGGACAAGGUUCCUGCUUGUGACUACAAGGUUCCUGGCAGUGAGGAUAAGGUACUUGGCGGUGAGGACAAUGUUCCUGGCGGUGAGGGCAAGGUUCCUGGUGGUGACGACAAGGUUCCUGGCGUUGAGGACAAGGUUCCUGGCGGUGAGGACAAGGUUCCUGGCGAUGAGAUCAAGGUUCCUGGCGGUGAGAAGAAUGUCCCUAGUUGUGCGGACAAGAUCCCUGGUGGUGAGGACAAGCUUCCUGGCGAUGAGGACAGUGCUCCUUGGGGUCAGGGCAAGGUUUCUGGCGAUGAGGAGAGUGUUCCUGGCGGUGAGGACAAGGGUCCUUGGCGCUGACGACAAUGUUCCUGGCGGUGAGGACAAGGUUCCUGCUUCCUGGCGGUGGGUACAAGGUUCCUGGCGGUAUGACAAGGUUCUUGGCGGUGAGGACAAGGUUCUUGGCGGUGAGGACAAGGUUUCUGCCGGUGAGGACAAUGUUGCUGGCGGGGUGGACAAGGUUCCUGGCGUUGAGGAGAAUGUUCAUGACGGUGAGGACAAGUGUCUGGUGCUAAGGACUAUGUUCCUGGUGGUGAGGACAAGGUUACUAGCGGUGAGGACAAGGUUCCUGGCGCUGAGGACAAGGUUCCUGGCGGUGAGGACAAGGUUCCUGGCGGUGAGGACAAGAUUCCUGGCGGUGAGAACAAUGUUGCUGGCGGUGAGGACAAGUGCUGAUGCUGAGGAGAAGUUUCCUGGCGGUGAGGACAAAGUUCCUGGCGGUGAGAACAGGGUAUUUGGCGGUGAGGACAAGGUUUUUGGCGGUGAGGACAAGGUUCCUGGCGUUGAGAACAAGGUACUUGGCGAUGAGGACAAUGUUCCUGACGAUGAGGACAAGGUUCCUGGCGGUGAGGGUAAGAUUGCUGGCGUUGAGGACAAUGUUUCUGGCGGUGAGGACAAGGUUCCUGGUGGUGAAUACAAGGUUCCUCGCGGUGAGGACAUGGUACCUGGCGCUGAGGACAAGGUGCCUGGCGAAGAGGACAACGUUCCUGGCGGGGAGGACAAGGUUCCCGGCGGUGAGGACAAGGUUCCUGGGGGUGAGGACAAGAGUCCUGGCUGUGAGAACAAUGUUGCUGGCGGUGAGGAUAAGGUCCUGACGCUGAGGAGAAGGUUCCUGGCGGUGAGUACAAGGUUCCUGGCGUUGAGGAUAAGGUACUUGGCGGUGAGACCAAUGUUCCUGGCGAUGAGGACAAGGUUCCUGGCGGUGCGGGCAAGAUUGCUGGCGGUGAGGACAAUGUUCCUGGAGGUGAGGACAAGGUUCCUGGUGGUGAAUACAAGGUUCCUCGCGGUGAGGACAAGGUACCUGGCGCUGAGGACAAGGUGCCUGGCGAAGAGGACAACGUUCCUGGCGGGGAGGACAAGGUUCCUGGCGGUGAGGACAAGGUUCCCGGCGGUGAGGACAAGGUACCUGGCGGUGAGGAGAAGGUACCUGGCGGUGACGACAAGGUUCCUGCCUGUGAGUACAAGGUUGCUGGCAGUGAGGAUAAGGUACUUGGCGGUGAGGACAAUGUUCCUGGCGAGGAAGAGAAUGUUCCUGGCGUUAAAGACAAGGUUCCUGUCUGUGAAUACAAGGUUCCUGGCAGUGAAGAUAAGGUUCUUGGCGGUGAGGACAAUGUUCCUGGCGGUGAGGACAAGGUUCCUGGCGUUGAGGACAAUGUUGCUGGCGGUGAGGACAAUGAUCCUGGCGGUGAGGACAAGGUUCCUGGCCGUGAAUACAAGGUUCUUGGCGGUGAGAACAAGGUUCUUGGCGUUGAGGACAAGGUUCCUGGCGGUGAGGAGAAGGUUCCUGGAGGUGAGGACAAUGUUCCUGGCUGUGACGACAAUGAUCCUGGACCGUAGAUACUGUACCAUGCAUUAAACAUAGUCUUAAUAAAGACACGUGAAUCGUGAGACGGCUGUUUUUUUCGUUGUGUAACGUGAUCCAUACCCCCCUUUUUCACCCUCAACGAGGAGGUUAAGGAAACAUCAACGAAACUGCAAGAAAAUGUGGUGUGUCUUAUCUUGCCGUUUAAAGAUAAAAUAUCGGCCGAUAUUGUGCGAAGACAACUCACUGGUCUUGGAUGGUUGAUAGGGACAGCUCUACGAUCGGUUUUCACAAGCAGAAAGGUUCGGGAUGAUGUUAAAGUACAGGAACUGAAGACGCCCAUUGUGAUAAUGCGUUGUUUGCAAAUUUAAAUGUGAUCCGUGCGAUGCAGAUUAUGUUGGCUAUACUUGUCGACACCUACAUCAACGCAUUGAUGGACACAAUUCGAUUCUACGCUAGUGUCAGGGGAAAUAUGAGUGCCUUCUCUACGAGAUGCUUUACAUUUGUGAACUGAAACCAUCUUUGAACAAGCAGUCCGACUCGAUACUUUCUAAGCUUUUUGCUUAAUAUUAAUUUGUUAAUCUUGUUUGUUGUGUUUGUCUGAUGUGUAAAUAGUUAAAUGUUUUUAUUGUUUGUUUUUAAUAUUUUAGUCUUUGUUUUCUUGCGCAUUUGGUAAAAAUUCUGCAUACUUGCGCAAUUAUUUGUUUACUUGACACGAACACACGCGGACCGUUAUAAUUGAAGCAAAACACGAAUAAUUCUUGUUUUUAACUUGAAAAUGAUGCAAGAAGCAUCGAAACGUCGUUGUAAUAAAAUAAAAUUAAUAUCGCUAUCAUUUGUUUCAAAGUUAACAAUAUUAUUAUUCAAACAAUAUUAUUAUUCAAACAAUAUUAGCAAUAGCCCAUCACAUUUGCCAAUGGUAAAUUUACUCGUGACUUAAUCAUGUCCUAGUAUAAUACUCGGUAAUUAUAGACGGUGUUUCACUGUAAUAACAGGCUUUCCGGAGCGCUACAUCUUUUGAAGGCGCUUGGAUUAACUUUAGAAAGAGCGUUUAAUUGAGUAUUUUAAUUCUAAAGUUGUGUGUGGGGGAGGGGGGGGGGGGCGGAAGAAUUCAACAUAAUGCUACAGAGCAACAAACACAAAGGUGCGACUCCACGGAGAGGCCGCUUCUACAAAAUGCAAUAGAAAUAACAAUAACAAUAACAGCAGUAACCAUUGCAACAACAGUGAAACAAUAAUCACAUAUUUCAACACUUUCGCUUGACUAUAUGUAUACUUAGCGACACCUAUUUUUGUCACGUCCGCGUCAGUAGUGUAGACACCACACCUUAAGCUGCGUGCCAAAUGGAGAACGUGAUUUCGAAAUAUAAUUAAAUAUAACUGGGUUUUUUUAAUUUCUACCAUACGAAGAACGAGUUUGUUGUCUGAGUGGUCACUACAGCGAUAUAAUAACUGUAAUGUGGCUAUUGAAUAAGCCAUCGCAUUUUAAUAUUUGGUUUGAGUUCCCUAAUCCAGCGAGGAUCUUGGUUACCUAUUCUGCUUUCCCAACACUACCAUAUUUUGCACCAAACAUGCACAAGCUUCUGCUGGUUCAUUCUUUGGUCUCUUUGGAGCGCUCUUAUCUGGUUUAAUACAUAUAUACUUUCCUUAAUUGAUAUUUAAUACAUAUAUACUUUCCUUAUCCGUUGCAUUAAUCGUGUAAUGGCCCUGUUGCAUUGGCAGACAGCAUUUAUAUUUUGCACAAGGAGGUUGAGGACAUGUUUUAACCAGCUAAAUUGUGAUCCCCUGCAAUACAGUUUAUAUGCCCCCUUCCUUCGAGUUUCCUGGAAAUUCAUUUCCGGUUAUUCCUGGAAAAUGACUUUAAUCGCAGACAACACACCCUGAAUUUCGGUGGUCUCACCCCUCCCCUUGGAUUUCCCAAGGCCUUUUUUAAACCCCUCCCGUGGAUUUUCCAUUGUCCUCAACCUCCCCUCCUUGUGCGGGAAAUAAAUGCAAUCUGUCAUUGCCACGAACACAUCGAAGGGAGGCCAAUGUGGUUGGAGUGCAAUAAACAGUAAAAUCUAUGAAAGGGUCAAGUAUCAAUUGGGACGCAAAUCCUUCCUCCAGUCACGCUUAUGUCGUUUAUGCAUGUGAGUUGUCUGUUUGUGUGAUUAUAGCCUAGUACUUUUUUAUAUUGGGAAAAAUCAUUAAAAUUAAAUUACAUGCAUGUUAAGUUUGUUUAGAUUUCAUGCAAAUUCACAUGAGCAAAUAGCAAUAAGCAGAAAAGAUCCACGCCUUACUUUGUUAUAAAUUUCUCGAAAAUACGUUAUAAUAAAAUUGGUCGCACAAUUCUAACAAAAUUUUGAUUGUUAGAAUAAUUUAAUUUAAGACUAUAAAGUCUAUUAAAUUCUAAGGACUUUUAUUGAUGCGAGCGAAAAUAUGCCCUCUGCAAUAAGCCGUGAACCGACUCGUACAAACAAUCAAUUUGCAAUAAGCCGCGGCUUACUUGGGAUUUAAUGAAAUGAAAUUCAUCAACACCGACAGCUGAACAUGCGGUUAAGCCGCACUCAAACGAGACAUUUCAAGGUCAAUAAUGAUGGUUUGAUGAGUGUUCCAGCUACGUUUUAACUUCAAUCAAAUGCAUGAUGUAGUGUUGGGAAAACAUUAAGAACAGCUAACCAAGAUCGAGUGACUUCCAACUCUCAUGAACUCUCAUCUUCGUUUCAUUCGCUUUAAGGCCGAGACACAUCGGACGCGAUUCGACAAAGCAGCGCGAUUUUUCAGUUUUUGAAAGUUAAUAAAACAACCAAUGAAAGGAAAUUGAUUUAAAAGAUAUAUGUACACCAAAUAAUUCAGAAUGGUAUAGCGCUUCCAAAUAUUUGAAAAACUUAAAUGACGAGGAUCAAAUUUAUAUAUAUAUAUAUAUAUAUAUAUAUAUAUAUAUAUAUAUAUAUAUAUAUAUAUAUAUAUAUAUAUAUAUAUAUAUAUAUAUAUAUAUAUAUAUAUAUAUAUACAUAUAUAUAUAUAUAUAUUUGUGUUUGUGUGUUCAUAUACUAAGCCUAGUGUAUGUUGUAAACUUAGGCAGCCUGUUUCAUCAAAGAGGGAUUAGCUGCUUUCAAUAAAUUAAGGUAAAAACUAGACCAUCUGCUCCCUCUAUACACAUUCGUAUAGACAUAAAUUCUAAGAAAUAUGUUAGUAGUUGGUGUGUGUCGUACCUCUUUAUUAAUCUUUCGUAGUAUUUUUUCAGUUUAUGUUGUUAAUCUUCUCUUCUCUAGGCGACUUUCAAUUAACUCGCAAAUUCUGGUCAAAAUUCAGCUGGCUUUCUUUUCUACUUCCAAGUUCCAACUGCCCCAAAACAACACUUGUCGUAUUUAAUGCUCUUACCAGAAAAUUAUUUUAGUAUUACGUGCCACUUGCCAGUCAGAUCCGAUAUACGUCAACUCGUCACCAGACUGCUGAAAUUUUCAACUUUUAUUCUGCCAAAUAUUAGGUAGUUUCAAACGUGAAAUGAACGUGAAUGAUUAUUCGUUAAUAGCCCGCGUGCAGGCUCAAGGGAAGAAUAGUGGGCCUGCAAGCAAGGCCCAAUCUCGUUCCCAGAGUAUGCCUGUUCGCAGGUUAUCUAGUGGCAUGACUCUGGGGAAAUCGAAUUUUUUUACCCAAAAUGAGAUAAAUGGCGCAUGCGCUUUUAUUGCUCUUGUUUAUUCCGCUUACUAAAUUCGCGCGGGCACACGCUAACAAUCGAUAUAUAUGUUUGAACAGAUUCUCAUCAGAAUAUCGUAUAAAAAAUAGUUUUUUAAACGUUUAAAAGUUCUUUAAAACACACUACUAUUAAACUAUAUUCAAUGGCAAAUAUUGAAAGAGCUAUUAAAGCUGCUAUAGGGAAAAGAGGGCUUGAAUUUUCGUUAAAAGAUGAGACAUUGUAUUUCGGCGGGACUCGACCAUUUGUAAAAUGGUGAAGAUGUUUUGGUCGUACUGUAGAUCGAUAAAAAGUCAUUCAUAAAUAACAUGCCAUUUUGUAAGUAUUUACCCAACGUCCCAAUACAUUUUCAUAUUAUAUCCUUCGAUUUAUAUUGUUUGAUUUCGCAUUCCAAAUCUGAUAAACAUUGAUAAUUCUCUCUUCGCGUAUGUCCACGCGUCAUUCUCGUAAAAACACGCAUUAAUUGUGUCGGCAGCAUUGAUGAUCGCGGCAGCCAAUCAAAUAACGAUUUCGAUUCGAUUUCCCCAGAGUCAUGCGACUACAUAACCCGCGAACAGGCAUACUCUGGGAACGAGAUUGAGCAAGGCCCGGUAUUUUGUACUUUCCGCGUUCGCCCACGAACGUGGCAUUCUGAUUGGCUGUUUGCUGUUGGAUUCUAUAAUUAGAUCAGUGAUUCAUCACAAAGGCUCUCGAUAAGCUUAAAAUUCGAAAAUUGAUCACUUUUUUCGAUUACAAAUGCAACAACAACAGACUGUUUAUUGUUUACUGAAGGAAGAGAUGUUCUUGCCGUUAUGCCAAUGGGGAUUGCUUGUCGUGAAGUGUUGGAAUAGCAACAUUUCGACUGGGGUAAAUUAUAGUAACUUGAGUUUCAUUAAUUUCAAACAGACUUGAAACGUUAUAUGUUCCUCAACAAAAUUAUCUUUUGGUUGAUAUUGACUCAGAGGCAGUUGCAUGUAAGCCUAUUCGAAACACUUUGCGAUUUGCAAGGCUUCGCUGAGAGAGCGAAACAGAAGACGGUAAUUGGAGUUUGAAACGAAACGAUCUGGACUCUGAACGCUGUCUUCUUUUGUGGAGUUCUUUACCAAAUGAAAUAACUGAAAUAAAUUUCGUACUUUCCGCCGCCAACAAGAAUUACACACACGAUCUGAUAAGCGAGACAAUUUAUUUAUAACAAUGGCGACAGCGAAACACACAUUAUAAAUCGGCUAAUGUGGUCGCACGACUUCCCUCACGAUUUGAAGUUUGAGAUUGGUUUUCUAUUGAAAUUCGUCCUAAUUUGCCUGUUCCGAUUUUAGUUGAAAAUGAGCACUUGCAAAUUUGGCAAUUACUGACUGCGUUGCUUGCUUUUUUGGAGUUAAAACGCAGCCAUUUACACAUUGUUUAUGUUCUGAAUAAGCAGAGAAAACCCCGCAACAUUUUAAUGCGAGUUUGUUUGUUAAUAUUUGGGUGCUGUCAUUGGUUCUUUUUUGACAAUUGACGCGCGAAUGGGGCGUGUUUUGAAAAGGGGCGUUUUACAAAAUACCGGGCCUUGCUUGCAGACCCACAAUUCUUCCCUUGGGCCUGCACGCGGGCUAAUUCGUUAACAGUAUUAAAUUGGAGAUUUUCUAGACUCAAUAGCUACGUUGAUUUUUAGAUAAGGGACUGUACAAACGCAAAGAAUAUUUAGCAGAAGGAUAUGUGUUUAAAAUUCGGUUUCUUGCCAACACACCCUGUAGCUACCGUAUGGAUUUUCCCGCCUUGCGCAUGCGCAGUGGACGCAUUUUGGCAUGGCAAAUAGGGCGGCCAUUUUGUUUGUUUUAGUUUUUGUUUAGUCGUAGAACCAAACGGUUCUAAACGUAAUAGUAAAGGUACAAGUAAAAGUAAACGUAAAAUUUGAUAAUUUUACGUAAGAUUUGUAUAAUGUGACGUUUGUUUCAAAUAUAUGAUAAUUUUAUUCAACAUCAGGUGCUAUAGUCGGACUAUAGUAACAGUUUAGAACCAUAUUUCUACGAGUUUGGAUCGCUAUUUGGACUAGUCUAUUUGGAGUGUACAUUUGUGGCAAGUACAAGUUUAUUGGAUUGUAUUUCUGGAAAGUUUAAGUGUAUAUUGAUCGUCAGAGUCGGAGAAUUUGAAUUAUACGGUAUCUUCUCGUUAGGAACGGGUUAGUUUGAGUAUAUUUUCUCGACAAAGACGGUGUAUUUCAAGUAUAUUUAUAUCGUCAGGGACGGUGCAUUUGAACUGUAUUUUCUCGUUAGGAACGGGUUAUUUUGGAUUAUAUUUCACUUCAAGAUCUGCUUUAUUUAAAAGUAUAUUUAUAUCGUCAGGGACGGUGCAUUUGAACUGUAUUUUCUCGUUAGGAACGGGUUAUUUUGGAUUAUAUUUCACUUCAAGAUCUGCUUUAUUUAAAAGUAUAUUUAUAUCGUCAGGGACGGUGCAUUUGAAAUGUAUUUUCUCGUUAGGAACGGGUUAUUUUGGAUUAUAUUUCACUUCAAGAUCUGCUUUAUUUAAAAGUAUAUUUAUAUCGUUAGGGACAGUGCAUUUGAACUGUAUUUUCUCGUUAGGAACGGGUUAUUUUGGAUUAUAUUUCACUUCAAGAUCUGCUUUAUUUAAAAGUAUAUUUAUAUCGUCAGGGACGGUGCAUUUGAACUGUAUUUUCUCGUUAGGAACGGGUUAUUUUGGAUUAUAUUUCACUUCAAGAUCUGCUUUAUUUAAAAGUAUAUUUAUAUCGUCAGGGACGGUGCAUUUGAACUGUAUUUUCUCGUUAGGAACGGGUUAUUUUGGAUUAUAUUUCACUUCAAGAUCUGCUUUAUUUAAAAGUAUAUUUAUAUCGUCAGGGACGGUGCAUUUGAACUGUAUUUUCUCGUUAGGAACGGGUUAUUUUGGAUUAUAUUUCACUUCAAGAUCUGCUUUAUUUAAAAGUAUAUUUAUAUCGUCAGGGACGGUGCAUUUGAACUGUAUUUUCUCGUUAGGAACGGGUUAUUUUGGACUAUAUUUCACUUUCAAGAUCUGGUUUAUAUUCAAGUAUAUUUUAUCGUCAGGGACGGUGCCUUGGAACUAUAUUUAUUGUUAGAAACGGUUAUAUCUGACUAUAUUUACCCACGAUCUGGUUAUUGUAAAGUAUAUGGCUCAUCAAAGACGUAUAUCUUCUCGUUAGGAACGAGUAUUUGGAUUAAAUUUCACCUGAAGGUCUAUAUUUCACUUGAAGGAUAAUUUAUAUCGUCUGGGACAGUGUAUUUGUAUUAUACAGGGUAUUCUUGUUUGAACAGAAUAUUGGAGUGUAUAUAUUGUCAAGGACGGUGAGUUUGGACUAUAUUUAUUGUCAGGGACGGGGAAAAGAAGUUGUUAAUUUUAUUCAGGAACAUAUAUUUUCUGGGUACAUUUGUAUUAUAACUCAUACUGGAUGAUCAACAGUAAUGUCUGUGCGAUCGUGGCCAACAGCACUUGAUAGAGAACCAACUGAGGUUAACCCAGCCAGGUCCGAGCCUGGACAAGGAUGCCUUGAAGGAACAUGGAGAGGUGUUCGGUUAGAAAAAGAAGAAAUGGAAAAGGAGAAAAUAAAUGCUUUGUUUAAGACUCGUAUACAUUUAAUGAACACCCUCACAGAGACGAAAGGAUGGAUACAGGAGGCAAUUUAUGCUGGUGAACCAGUGGAUAAUAUCAAGACAAAGAAAGAGCAUUACGAUGAAUGUUGGAGAGAAUUUGUCAGCAAACACGAACAAUACAUGUCGUGAGCAAAGAGGAAAAGGAUAUUGCAAGUCGAAGUUAUAAAGAACUGAUGACCAAAAAAAUGCAUUUGGAUGAAAUGGUGAUGUCUUUACGAAGGAGACUAAUGCUAGCGUCAAAACAAAAGGGAGAAGAUGCUAGUUCAUUCUCGGGAAAAUCAAGACGAAGUUUGGCAAGUAAGUCAAGUCACAGUUCAAAAUUUUCAACUGUGUCAAAAAGGAAAGAACAGUUAGCGCUCGCUCAGUUGAAGAGAAGCCAACUACUGAAACAGCACGAACUCGAACGAAGAAUGACAGAGUUGAAUUUCGAGAAAGAAUAUAUGGAAGCCCGAAUGGAAGAGGAACGAGCAAUCGUAAGUUUGAAUGUUUAUGAGAAUGAAUCAGAUAACAAUUCUGAGCAUGAAAAUGUUAACAAAAACACACUCUCAAUGAAUCAACAAGGGCAAGGACUAUCACCCCUUUCACAACCAUAUGUACCACAAGAGCAAAUAGUACAAGGGACUAAUAUAUCUUCACCCCAAGUUUCUAAGGUAUAUUCACCCGAAAGGCAUGCUGAACAGUACAAUGUGCCAUUGCAACUGACACAGACAUACCCUCAACAAGAACAACCGGUACAGUCAAUUAAUAUCCCUUCACGACAAGUUUCUGAAACAUAUUCACCCAAAAGGCAAGUCGAGCAGUGUAAUAUGCCAUUGCAACCCACCCAGACGUAUAUUCAGCACGAACAACCCCUACAGUCACCUAAUAUACCUUUAUCGCAGAUUCCUAGAACAUAUUUACCCGAAGGGAAAGUCCAACAACCCGCAGUUAAAGAGAUAGAUACAGGGGAAGAGAUGGUGAGAGCACUGCGACAAGUCGUGUCUAUGCCAAAAAUUAAGUACAUGCACUUUGAUGGUGAUGCAAUAAAUUAUGCUUCUUUCAUGCAUAAUUUUGAAACAUGCCUAGAAAAGGACAACCCUGAUAAUUCCACUCGUUUGCAACUCUUGAUUCAACACUGCAAUAAUAAAGCCCGUGACGCAAUUGAAAGUUGUGUAAACUUACCAGCUGAAGAAGGAUAUACAACUGCAAAGAAAACGCUGUAUGAGAACUUUGGAAAACCGCACAUAAUCGCACGAGCACAUAUUAAUAAGUUGCAGAACUUACCACCAUUGAAACAAGCCAAUGGAGCAAGUUUGCUGGAGUUUUCCAGGCACUUAGAGGUUGCAGAUAGAACGUUGACAAGUAUGGGGCCUGAAUAUGAAAGUGAGUUGAAUCACGUCAACACCUUGCGAGAGUUGACUCGGAAGCUACCAUUAUUCCUGCGAGUAAAAUGGACAGAGCGUGCCGGUACGACAAUUGAAUCUGGCUCUAGACCCAAGUUUAAAGAUUUCCUCCACUUCGUGAAGAAAAGAGCGACGCUUGUAAACAAUGAGUUUGGGGAAGAUCUGGAUCGAGAGAACCCUCCCGAAGAUCAUCUUUAUUUGCAUCCGGCUUGGAUAAUCGACAGAGUCAUAAGAACGAAAGUGGGAAUUCGAUACGAUGCACGAUGUGUUCUGGCAACCAUAGAAUUUGGAUAUGCGAUAAGUUCAAGAAACUUUCCUAUCAAGAGAAGAAGAAAGUUGUGCAACAACGAGAACUUUGUCUUAAGUGUCUGAGUGAAGGCCAUUAUGCGAGAAAAUGUCCUAAAAUUCAUUUUAAAUGUCUGGUAGAAGGAUGCAGUAAAGGACAUAACACAUUGUUACACCCACCGCAACCUGAAGCUGUUAAGGAAGAAAAGGAAGACCAGAAACCUCCAGACCCAAUUGAAACAACUGGCGGAACAGGAGAACAAGAAGUGAAAGUAACAGUCGCAACUGGGGCCGGCGAAAGAGUGUGCUUAAGUGUUGUUCCUCUUAAAGUACGAGCAAAGGGAAGUAAUCAACCCGCCAUUGGAGCUUAUGCACUCUUAGACAGUGGAUCUGAAGUUACGCUUUGCCAUGAACGUUUGAAGAAACAACUUGCAGUAAGUGGAAGGAAGCUGGACUUCACAUUGUCAGGCAUGACCGGAUCGACCAAAGUAAGAAGUGAAUUGAUAGACAUUGAGGUGGCCUCACUGGAUGGUGAGACACUGAUCGAGUUGUCAAACGUAAGAACUGUCAAUCAAAUGCCGAUCUCGGAAGCCUGCAUUGCAAAGAAAGGAGACGUUCGAAGUUGGUCUCAUUUACGUGAUCUGCCAUUACAAGAGUUGGAAACUAGAGAUGUUAUGUUGGUCAUUGGACUUCAAGAGAACCCUUCCAUGUUUUUGCCUUUGGAAUAUCGAUCUGGAGAAGAAAGGGAUCCCGUAGCAAUCAGAUACAGUUUGGGUUGGACUGUGAUUGGGCCCGUUGGUGAAAAAAGGGAUGGCAUGUGUGCGACAUCCAAUUUUGCAAGAAUGUCUGUCAACGCUGAUGAUCUUUCAACUGAAGAUCGUACGUUUGAAAGUCUGAAGGAAGCGAGGGAGUUUCUCACAGAAGAUCGUGCCAUGGAAGAAAGUGAGCAUGUAAUGAAGGAUAGAACUGGAGAAGUUAAAGAAGUCGAACGUGUUCAAGUUGAUCGUGAAAACACGGAUGAAGAUCUAAAACACCAAUUAGAAAGGCUGUGGAAAACAGACUUUGAAGGUUCUCUAGUCGAAACCAAAGUGUGCCCGUCGGUGGAAGAUAAGAAAGCGCUACAAAUAAUGGAAAAAACACUGAAGAUAGUGGACGGUCAUUUUCAAGUUGCUCUGCCCUGGAAGAAUAAUCCACCAUAUUUGCCCAACAACAAGAUUGUUGCAGAAAGACGGGGUUUGCUUCUGAAAAAACGCCUCCUCCGCGAUGACGAACUGUUGAAAAAGUAUCGGACAACGUUGAAUGAGUACCUAGAAAAGGGUUACGCUGAGAAAAUCCCUAAAGAGCAAUUGAACAUGGAGAACAGACCGAUCUGGUAUCUCCCGCACCACCCGGUUACGCAUCCCCUAAAGCCCGAAAAGGUUCGAGUGGUAUAUGAUUGUGCAGCAAGUUAUGGACGAACGUCGUUGAAUCAACAGCUCUUGCAAGGUCCAGAUCAAACAAAUCAACUGACUGGCGUGCUUAUCCGAUUCCGAGAAGAAUCUGUUGCAAUGGUUGCAGAUGUAGAAGCAAUGUUCCACCAGGUCUUGGUGGAACCCCGCGAUUGUGAUGCACUACGGUUCUUAUGGUGGCCGAGCGAUGAUAUUUCUGGCGAGAUGGAGGAAUAUAGAAUGACAAGACACCUAUUCGGGGCUACGUCUUCGCGUAGUGUUGCUAAUUUCUGCUUGCGUAAAACAGCAGAGUUAUAUCAAGCUGAAUUUAACCCUGUGGCUAUAGAGACGGUGAAACGUAAUAUGUAUGUCGACGAUUUGAUGAAAUCAUCGAAGGAAACAAGCGAGGCGAUAGGCUUAGUGAGUCAACUGCGCCAUCUACUCGAAAAGGGUGGUUUUCGUCUCACAAAAUGGUACAGUAAUAGCAAAGAGGUGAUGAAAACGAUUGUAAUAGUAACUGUUCAUUUGUGAUAGAUUACAUAAUUAACUAGAAAAUACAUGCAUGCAGAAACCCUCACCUUGCUGACAAAACCAUUGUAUUUUCCGAACAUGAAGUAUCUAAAGUAGUUGCCAUAGUCACAAGAAUAAGAAGGUAUAGCCGAAGUGUAACUCGAGUCGGUUCCCUUAUUGUUUUACGUCCACGAAAAUUUUAACUCGCUCACGCCAAGCCACGCCAUCCUGGCUAGUACAGCCGGACGUUUUUAUCAGGAUUUGGUAGGUACAAAGUGCCAGUUGUACUAGCCAGGAUGGCGUGAUUGAUGACGAAUUGCUUGUAAAAACGCGGACAAAUACUUGCUUGAGUUACGCUUCUGCUAUACCUUCCUUCCUAUCUGAUAAUUUUUUAUCCUUCCGUGAAUACAGCAACUUUGGUAUCCGUAAAUUUACGCUUUCGAGGAGUAAGAAAUUGAUAUGUUCAUGAUGACAUAAUAUCAUUUGUUGCGCUUUUCUGAAGAACUAACGAUAUAAACAUGUUUAAUAUCCGAAACACACAACGAAAAGGAGAUCGCUAAAAACGGUGUUAUUAUGCGGCUCAAGUCGUCGAAAGGCUAUAACAUGUCAAAUACGUCUAGCAUCGUCUAAAUUGUUUCGCAAAUUUCUUGCUAAUUACGCCCUGCCACGAAUUUCUAAAAGAUGACCCUUCUAGAGUAAUACUGAUACUAUCAUAUUUUACAGCAUUUGAAACUUUAGGAUGCAUAUCCACCAUGAGCAACUCAUGAAAACACCAGCAUUCGUUACCGAGAUGAGAAAUCAACUUUCAAGAGAUGUAAAAUAUUACACCUAAACAAUAUCUCGGGGGAAAACCGUAUUAACUAUAAUGUCAUGCAUAGGUUUAUAUACGCUGUAUUCUUUUUUCAACACAUAAGCUAAAAACAUCGUUUUUGCCCGUAUAAGUUAAUUAAUAGGAAGGGUGUGUUUUAAGCGUUCCUUAUUAACAUAAUCGCAAAUUCAAACCUACGCAUGCUUUAAAAAUAUUUUAUCUUUGUGAAAAAGCGUCGUGUUUUCUCAUGUAUUGAAAAAAUACAGCGCAUACCUAAACAAGGAAAAUUGCCUUGUUCCUAUUCCUCGGCAUCUUAAAGUCUUGCCAUGUCCUCAAUGCAUUUGCAUGCCGACGUUAUAGUUAUUAAUACGGUUUUCCCCUGAGAUUAUCAAAUGGCCGGCACGUGCCAGCUGAUGACGUGUUUUAUUGUUUACGUUUAAUAUUUCACAUCUCUUGAAAGUUGAUUUCUCAUCUCGGUAACGAAUGCUAGUGUUUUCAUGAGUUGCUCAUGGUGGACAUGUAUCCUAAAGUUUCAAAUGCUGUAAAAUAUGAUAGUAUGAAUAUUAGUCUAGAAGGGUCAUCUUUUAGAAAUUCGUGGCAGGGCGAAAUUAGCAAGAAAUUUUGCGAAGCAAUUUAGACGAUGCUAGACGUAUUUGACAUGUUAUGGCCUUUCGACGACUUGAGCCGCAUAAUAACACCAUCUUUAGCGAUCUCGUUUGCGUUGUGUGUUUCGGAUAUUAAACGUGUUUAUAUCGUUAGUUCUUCAGAAAAGCGCAACAAAUGAUAUUAUGUCAUCAACAUAUCAAUUUCUUACUCAUCUAAAGCGUAAAUUUACGGAUACCAAAGUUGUUGUAUUUAUGGAAGGAUAAAUUUAACACAGCCGGGCCGUGCGCGAAAUUAGACAGUUGAACUUUGCGCGAGUUAUUUAUCGCGGUUUCGCUGCGUGGAAAUAAGUUAACCACAUGAAAUUACUUUUGAAUACAUUCUCCAGAAUGGUCAUCGAUCAAAUUUUUAAGUUUUUUAUUAUAAAGGUAACAAAAUAAGGUUUUAAACGAGCUUUGCGAUCUAUCCGACCGCUGACCAUUCCCUUUGUCAGAAAAAAACAGUGAUCUUUCAGAAACUACCAUGGAGCCGACUUUCACCGGUGUUUCCCAGAGGAGGUUGGACAGCAGGCCGCAAAGCAUCAUGGGAAUUGAGCGCCUAAUUCCACGCGUGGCUUUCAUUGACUGUUGACUGUCGAGUGUCGAGGAGUGAACAUCUCUCUGACUACAAAACCAAUAUGGAAGCUUUCGAACGACAAGAAUGUCAGGCUGCGAUAUUUUGUGAAAACAGCAUGUUAUUGCUGUAUUGUUGCGAUCAUCGACGUGUUGUCAUUUUAGCUUUACAAAUAAUCCGUCUAAGAAAAGGAAUUGUGUUUAAUUUAUAUUCCCAAUAGCGAGGCUCUUCUUUCUAAGUUGGAUGGCGUUAAAUCUCUGUGUAUCAUCAACGUGAAAACAAGCGCAGUAUUUAAGGUUGGUAUACUACAAUGCAUUACAGUUAUCGUGUUAUUUUAUAGUCAAAUUUCCGCUUUGUUGUUUUUAUUCUUGUACUUUUAAUAUAAAUACACUGUACAAAAUUAUGGCGUCAUACUUGUGUUUACAAUGCCUCUAGUUUGACCCUAUUGUGUGUAUAUGUACUGUGUCACUGUGAUACAUAUGUACAUGUUUUGAGUUAAACGAAUUGUUUAAUACAUUUUUGCUGAAGUAUGAUGCCUGUUUGUAUGGAUAGAUUUUUACAUAUAUGUGCAUACAGUAUAGUAUAUUUUUCAAUUUUCAUCUGUAAAAUAAUAUUUGUGUUGUUCUAACAUUAUUGUAAAUAGUGACACACUUUUGCAUUAGAUUGCUAAUUUUAGAGAUUACAGUGUAUGUAUAAAAUAAUAAAAUAAAAAUUUUCUUGUCAUGAUUUUGUAGAAAGAGAUCUACUUGAGUGGUUCAGUGGUUGGCUGGUCUUGAACCUGGUCAGCAUGGAUAUGGUAAUGAAGGUGAUAGGGCAGAAAGUGGUGACCAGUUAAGUGAUCAGGAUGAAAGUGACGAGGACGAAAUCACCCAUGCUGUGCCAUUCAAGUGCAUUGGUGCUGUUCAUGAGAAACAUUACCAAGAUCAUUUGUAACAGGCAUGCCUUGCAAUUCAUGUAAGAAUACGUCCAAAGCCAUUGAAUCCAAUGGACCCAAGUGCAAUAGCAAUUGAUGUAGACUAUGGAACUGGAUGGACACAUGUGAUGUUGGCUAUAUUAUUUGCACCCACUAAUUGCUGCAUGAGAUAUCGUAGAGGACUAUGUUCAGCAUAUAAAGUAUAGGGUUGACUUUUUUAAAAUAGGGUUUUAUCCAAAAUUUUUCAUUAAGGGAUGUGGUGAGUGGGUGACUCAAGUGGUAAGGAGGGGCAUGAGUGUAUGUCGACAGAUGUUUGUGAUAUAAUAGUAACUGACUAGGUUUAGCAAGUUAUAGAAAUGAUGUUAUUUAAAUUGGCUAACUUUUUAGAUUUUUUCAGCAUUUUUACCUUUCACUUUAUUGCCAAACAAAAAUGAAAAAUCAUUUAAUUUAAGUAGGUGUGUAUCUAUAAGAAAUGUCAUGUGCACUUGUGCAACUCCCUCAAAAUAGCAAUAUUGCUUUUUUAUUGUGUAGGACACCAAUAUGGUUCUCAUUACCUAUAUCUAAACUUAAAAAAAACAUGUGCUAUAAAUAAAUGCAUCUACCUAUUUCGUGACUGAAUAGAAUUUAUUUUGUCAAGCCAUGUAAUUAAUUUUGAAAUUGCUGUGACUUUAUGUAACCCUUCUGCAGGAAUUGAGCCUAAACCCUAAAGCACCAACCCCUAAAUUACCAACCCAUCCCCAACAAUAAAAUUACAUCUUACUGUCAAUUUGUCUUUGAAAUCUGACCACCAAUGUUUAUUUGUAAGUUCGGAAUGUAUGUUGUAAAGUUCGACUGCAUGCAGUUCGUUUUAAAGUAGGUUCUGUGAAAGUCGGACUGAGUUGAAUUUAAAUGGUUCUUAUUCUUAGUCAAAAUAUGGGUCUCUAUUUACUUGUUUCUAUAUACACCUGUUGACUCUGGAUGGUCUUCAGAAGUAUCAAAUAAUGUACCUGCAUUAUAAAUGCUUCCUCCUUUAACUUAAUAAUAGUGUUCAUGUAUACUAAAAAACCAAACAUGGUGAAUUAUACUACAGGUAUAUACAGUAACUGUACCAGCCAGGGUGUUAAAACUGGCUCGUCCAAAAAAUACUGUGGGUGAUGUGUGGCAACUUACAUGGUGCUUGAAAUGAAUUGUCACAUGCUGACAAUCCAGCAUCUUUUCAACAAAAAUUAUCGAAACAUAUGAAGUAGAUAAUGUAAACAGCAGCUGACAACUUUUGAGGUAUUCAAGAAAUAUCACAAAGCUUGAAAGUUGCUGUUUAAUAAAGAAAACAAUUUCUUAGGUCAUCCAUGGCCAUCUAGUUAAAAAGUGGCUGACGUCUAAUUUCAAGAGUGGCUGGUGCAAAAUGUACACUAUUAUAACAAACAUAAUUUAAUUAUUAAUGUCAAUAAAUUUGAACAAAUAUGCUCAAGCAUUAAUUAAAUAUGAUACAGUACAUGUAUGCAGGGAUGGAUCCAGCAUGAUCUGGUAGGGGGCGGGGGGUGCUCUUGUGCCGACUGCCGAAUUGUGUCGGUCAUGUGUGCCGCCCACCCAUCCACUGCUGUAUUUGAAUUUGAAUUGUUGUUCACAGUUCACUUAUCAUCAUGUUAUUACUCAAAUUAUUGUAUCUCAUUUUGUCUUUUUUGCUUUAUCGAAAAAUAGCACCCCCAUGCACCCCCUCUGGCCAGGGCUAGGGGGGUGCACACCCUGCACACCCCCUCCCCCCCCAGUAAAUCCAUCCCUGCAUGUAUGUGCACUUUCUAUAUUGUGCUCAGGUAUUUGGUGGAGCAUGUUGUUGGCCACGUUGAGGGAUCACAGCUCAAUUUGUAUUCACCAAUAACUUUCAGAAAGACAUCAUAACUAGGACAAGAGAUACUAUAAUCUAUACUAGUAAUCCAUGCUAAAAUGUCUUCAUUCUUCUUCAACAUCAUCAGUUGGCCCUGCCCUUGGAUGUAAUUAAAAAGGAACAUAGAAUUUUUCACUGAGAGAAAAUCUGAUCACUUUAUAAUGUGCUGUUCUUUUAAAAUCGUCUCUAGCCCAGAUAUAAAAUCUGUAAAAACAGACAAAUAACUCGUCUUAAUAACUCAAUUAAAUAGUCUUUCAAAAGUAAUUUAAUAUUUACUGUAAAGAAAAGUGAUCCUAAUAUUGGGGGACUUUCAAAAUUCAUUGUGAAAAGUGAAAACCAAGCUUUGGUGGCGCAAUAUCUUCCCCAGAUAUUAGACGCCAUUUUGGCAAAGGUUGAAUUGAGUAUGGUCAAUUCAAUAUGGCGUCAUUUCACCGCCAAUAUUCAUGUAUAUCAUGCUUUCGACAUUGAAGUUAAAUAGGACAUUCAGCAACUACGUGCUUUCGACAUUGAAGAUAAAUCUGACAUUGAACAUGCAGAACAUUCAACAUAUUUUCGACAUUGAAGUUAAAUAGGACAUUCAACACCUACGUGCUUUCGACAUUGAAGUUAAAUCUGGCAUUGAAUAUGCAAAACAUUCAACAUAUUUUCGACAUUGAAGUUAAAUAUGACAUUGAACACCCAUGUGUUUUUGACAUUGAAGUUAAACCGGACAUUGAACAUGCCGCGAAUUUAGCACCCAUCACAACUUCAACGUUCAAAAUAUGUUGAAAAAAAUUACCACAUGUUGAAUAUUGGCGGAGUUGAACGAUAGCGUCAAAUCUCCGCCAAUAUUAAUUAAGCUAACACAAGAUAACCCCCCGGCCAAAUUCAUUCGUGUCCAGACCUCUAGAACAUAUCACAUGACGCAAGCCGAGGAUCGAAUUCGCCGCAUCUUGUCGCUGUAUUGAAGGCCGUAUAUUCACCAUAAUAAUAUAUUCGCGUAUGUUCGCUUGAUUGUCUUAAAUUAAUUGACUUUUAUAGCGCAGAUUGAAUUGCUAGAGACGCAAAAAAACGCAAAAUCUGGUAGAAUGAACCCAGAGGCAAUAAUUUCCGCAAGGACCGCAAGAGAUGCAGGCAGAUGCUCUGUUUGAAGUUGCUGAGCGAUUGAGACAACAGUCAACAGUAUUAUUUUAUUUAUUAGAUUAUAUUUUAAAAAUUUCUAAUAAUCGCAUUAUAAAUAAUCGAUACAUUUUAAUAUUUAGAGUGUACUGGCAAAAACAAUGCGUGCGUCAACGUGAACUUUUGUUGCGACAGAAAGGCAGAUGGUUUUCUUUAUAUAUUAAAUCGUUGUGGUGUAAUGUGAUAGUAUAGUACUUGUCAAUUUAGCAUAAUUUUGAGCACUUUUCUUUCCGGAUCCGUGAGCCUUUUAUAACUUUAUUUGUCAUUUACUUAUACAACUGUUUACAAAAAAUCCUACUGUUUACAAACUUUUGUGUUACAUACUUAAUUAAUAGGUGUCUUCUUAUUAAUUCAAUAACUGUUACACAAUAGAGAUUUUUGCUGCCAAUUGCACUAGCUAGAAUUAGCAUUUUAAUAAUAGUACAUCCUUUUAAUUUUUAAACUAGGAGAAUAGUUUCGUGGAGAAUAGUUUCGUGGAUUUAUCUUAUACCAUAAACUUCCGAUUAUAAGUCCCCGAAUAUAAGCCCGACGUCUAUGACCCCGUCACAUUACUAACGUUCACACCAUUCGAUAUACUAGCCUGUAAUCAUAAUCAGUAGUUUAUGGUAUAAGAAAAAUAAAUUUUCUCACGAAACUAUUAUGUGCUAUUAUUAAAACGCUAAUUCUAGUGCAAUUGACAGCAAAACUCUUUAUUGUGUAACAGUUAUUGAAUUAGUAAGAAGACACCUAUUAAGUGUGUAACACAAAAGUUUUGUAAACAGGUAGGAUUUUUUUGAAUUGUUGUAUAAGUAAAUGACAAAUAAAAUUAUUCCUUUAAUAGGAUCACGAACGGAUCUAGCCUACGGUGUAGACCCCAGCAGAAACACGUUUCGUGAGGGGUCUACGAAUAAACGAAGCAAAGCUUGCCCGGGUACGUCAUAUCCGAUUUACGUUUUGGGUAAAUUAACUUUAAUUUAUUCAAAGCGUGCUCGAAUUAUUUAAAGAUGGCGGAAUGUAGUACAAAGUAUGAUAGAGUGUUGUUUGAUGAAUGUAAAUUUCAAGAAGCACUGGCCACUGCUUGCAUGCUUUUACAAGUGGAAAAAUUUUACGAAGAUCAAGAAAAUGCAUUGAAAAUAACCGAUUUUUUCAUGAAAACAAAAAAAUGUUGCAUUUUAAUAAAUGGAUUGUAACAAUAAGUAUAAUUACGGCUUUUCUUCCACUAUUUUUAACACAGUUUGAAACUUCAAAUGCGAUAUAAUUUUGGCUUGGACCAUCUAAGCUGACUGACAUCAGCUUGCUAUAAUUUCUGUUUACAUUACAUCGCAAUUCGAUGACACUCUGGCUCAGACACCAGAAUGUUUUGAUUCUAUGAUUUUUAGCAUUCGUUUAGGAUUUUCAAACAACCUGGUCUGUUUUAAAAUACUUUUAAUUUGUUCUUACGUGGUUUUCCAGAUGUAGUGACGACAACAUUAAAGUUUAAAGAAGAAAAUUCUAACAUUUAAACCGUCUAAACAAUAACAUAGUAAACUUGCAUAAUUAAACAGCAACUAAAAAUGAUAGGUUUUACUAAAUCUUUUCCUGUGCAAUUAUUACUAGCAUUGGAGACAAGGAUAAUAGUUUGUUUGAAAGAGAAAAGAACAGGCUUUGAAGUAAGCCUAAAAGCGUUUAACUAGAAAUAGUAUUUCGAAAGUUAUUAAGCACAAAAGAUGAAUUGCGUUUAUUUUGAUACACCCUGUAUAGUUUACACUUCUCCGGAAGCAUUUCUUGCUACGAAAAGAUGGAGAUCGCUUGCCAGCUCAAGCAGCUUUCGAGAGGAUUGUGUUGCAAUCGCUAUUGAUGAGGCACACUGUUUGGUUCACUGGUAAGUAUUUAUAAUAUACCCAAACCCAACGAAAUAACUGAAUGUUUAUUUGUUUUUUAUUCAGUUUAUUCAAAGUCAGUCAGAGGUUUAUUUGUUAUUUCAAUGUUACAUGUCAUAACUCUAUAUUAUUUUUGUCACUAUUAGGGGAAAGUCAACAUCUGUGAAGGAUACUCCAUUCAGAAUAUGGUAUUCAAAGUUGGUGGAAAUGAAAUCCUUGUUACCCAACACAAGGUAUGCUAUAUUUACAGCCACAGCAACAAAAAGCACUAAGAGGACAAUAUUUGAUAUGCUGGAUUUAUCCUUGUAUGACACGUUCUGCACAGAAAAAAACCAACAAGAGGUAACAGUGGUUAUCAUUUUAUUUAUGUGGAAAAAAACCUCCCUCUUGAUACAGUAUUUGAUGAAAUAAUUAAUGAGCUCAAAGAAGAAAAGCAGCAAGCAAAAAGAACUAUCAUUUUUUGCCAAACCAGAAAACAAUGUUCCUUACUUUACAGGAUGUCUGUUGUAGCUUUGGGUAAUGAUUUAUUUGCCUCUGAAGGACAUGAACCUAAUACACGUCUGGUUGAAAUGUACCAUGCUGGCACCCCAGAGUCUGUAAAGACUCAUGUAAUUAAUGAAAUAGGUAGAUUUGGUAGCCACUUGAGGCUCAUCAUAUGUACCAUAGCAUUUGGAAUGGGAAUAAAUUGUAAGGAUGUAUAUCGCAGCAUUCAUUUUGGUCCACCAAAAACUGUUGAACAGCUUGUCCAAGAAUGUGGUAGAAUCGGGAGGGUGGAAAGCAAUGUAUUUGUUAUAUUCUGUACAAUGGAUUUCUUACUAGUCACUGCAAUGAACACAUGAAGAAAUUAAUUCAUUCUAAAAGUUGUCGCAGACAGUCCAUUUCUAAGUUAUUCACUGCUUCAAGCCAAGAAUUGUUCAGCGAAAGCUGUCACUGUUGUGACAUCUGUGCCCAAGUUUGUGAAUGUGCCACACCAAUUGAUGUAGUCGACUUUGGCAAAAAGGACAAGGAAAAAACAAGUAUAGAUGCAUCAAGAAAACGGAAAGUUACUAAUGCUGAAAGACAGAUUUUACAAGAGAAGCUUGUCAGAUACAGCAAAUCAUUGCUUCCAAAGAAUGUCAAUGAAUUUAUCCCUGUUGGUACACCUAAUGUACUGUUUGAAUUUGGUUUCUACCAAAUUGAACAAAUCAUGAAUAGCUGUCAUGAAUUAUUCACUAUGGAAGACAUAUUAUUAAAAAUAGAACUAUGGAGACAUGUACAUGCAAAUAAUGUCUAUAUGAUGCUUUCUGAAACAUUUAAAGAUAUGAGAGUAUUAGGUGAUAUUCAAUUAUCAGAAGAGGAAUUUAGGGAUAUGGAAAUUGUUUUAGAAGAUUGGGAAGAUAUUAGGGAUGAUUCAUCUCUACACAAUUCCACUAUGGAUAUUUCGGCUAAUUCUAACAUGGACACCUCUUUUGAAAACAGUUUUAUAGAGCGUGAAACAGUUGAUAACAAUAUCAGUGAAAUAUUUCAAUCAAUGGCCAACACAAUUGACAUGGACAUCAGCAAUGGUUAAAUUCAAGAUUAAAUUAACAAUCAGCAUUUGUGUAUGUGUGAAAUAUAUCAGUAUAUUCAGUGACAAACACUAGGGCAGGGAUUGGUAAGAUGUUAAUUAAGCAAAUGUGCAUGUAAUUUUGGCCAAAAGAAAUAUAUUUUUGGAACAAAGAACCAUUGAUAAUAUUUACAGUAUAUUUAAAUCAAAUUUCACAGUAUAUUUCAUUUAAAUUUUACAUUCCUAUUAAAACAUACCAUAAACCUCUGAAUAUAAGCUCACCACAUCCUCAUUCCAAAUAUAGCCCCCCCCCCAUCCGAAUAUAAGCCCCCUUCCCAAAUAUCAUUCCCCCAAAUAUAAGCCCAGUAGCCCACUACGUUAUUCAACAUUGACAUUGUCUUUUAAUAUAGCAGGAUCGAUAUUUAAAAAAACAUUGUCAUUGUCUUUAUAGCUUACUUUGUUAAUCAAAGCGUGUUAUUAAAUAAUACAUGUUUAUUUUCCUGUUUAUGACUGACUUGUUUAUAAAUUAUUACUAACACAAAAGAUCGUCCAUGUACAAGCCCCCCGUAUAUAAGCCCCCCCCACGUAUAUAAGCAACCCCCUCCCCCGUUGUAUAAGCCCAUAAAAAAUCACUUACGAAAUAAUAUAAGCCCAGGGCAUACAGUCGGAGGUUUACGGUAUAUAGUACUGUAAGUUUUAAUGUUGUUCGUAUAGAAAAUUGUUCAACUUUUAACGGGAGCAUUUGCUCAAAAAACGUUUUUCUUGUGUUCAUUAAUCCACUUGAACAUUGCAGAAACAUUAAAAUUUGCUAAUAAACUGGAUUCAAUCCCAGAAAAGUGUUUGUAAGUCCUACCAUUGGUGAACACGAAUGCUUCAUUAUCAACGAGCCCUUUGACAACUUUGAUCAGAUCAUUUCUUGAUGAUUGCUGCACAUGCUUGCCUGAUCUCCUCACAACAUUACACAUCUCGUCAAAGUUGUCCAGCAACUGCUUGUUUGUGGCUAACGCUUUACAAUGACGAUCUAGGGCAUUUUUGUUGAGACCGUUCGCACCCAGGCUUCGCAUAAAAAUCUUGAUCAACUUGUUGAAUUGCUCCAAUGCUAAGUCAAGAGGGAUGUUGCCUCCACUACCACAUUUAGACUUAAAAAAUCUGUUCCAGACCAGUCUAUGGGCAGCGCGCGGACUCAAUAGUGCGUUUACUUGACAUUGCAAGUAAAGAGCUUCUAGAGCAUACUUUCUGCUGCUUGCACCGUCUUCCUUCAAGUACCGUAGCAUAAACUUCCAGCAACGCACAACAUGUGAACCAUCACCUUCCGAAACCGCAUCAUAAAAAUUCUUGACUAGAAGACCAAUUUCAAGAAACGACGACUGAUAAUUGAACAUGUCGUCUCUUUUCGGUUUUCCUUUGAAAACGUAUGUUAUGACGGAUUCAGGUACUCGUAAGCCAUGCGGUUCUUCGUGCUCUCUUUUUCUUUUACCGUCAAAUCGAUAUGUCUUCUCACAGCCUUCAAAUCUACAUCUGAAUCGUUGACCUUCACUUGCAUUCCUCUUUUCUUUCUCUUGUUUUUCAGCCAUUUGCACUUUAUCUAAGAGAGCAACAACUUUUUCUUCGUCUAAGAUGUAUUUAUCGACCACCUUUGUGGCAAGCGAUUUCAAAAACUGCUGUUUUUCCUUUCUUGAUGCACUCAGUAACCUGGUUGGAAGAACAUCUGAGCUUGGAUGUCCAUCAACUUCUGUGAGCUUUAACUCGGUCAUACAAGCAGCCACAAUUCUAGCAUCAACCUCCAGCAUGACAAAUUUCUUGGUAGCAUUAACAUUUUUGCUUACAUCUGUUGAUACGUUUCUCCUAUUUAUCACGUUUCUAUCAUAAUAUAGUGUACACUGAUUAUGCAUUUGGAGCAGUCGGGUGGAAGAAACGAUUGAAGAUUACCUACAGAAACGAAACAUUUUUUAAUUAGUUUUUAAUAAUUUCAUCGCGGUUUUGAGUAAGGCUUAGAACAUGGUUAGACAAACAGCCGAAAAGUCACAUUAUUUAUUUAGAGGCACUUAAUAUCCCAAAAAGCAAAUUACAAUGGUUGGAUAAGGAAGUAUGAUUUAAUGAUUCCUUAAUAUUCCCCCAUAACGUGUGUGUGAAAAAACGAAAAUGCUCCUCGAUUUCUAAAGCAAGUGUUCCUCAUGAUUCAGGACACUGUGAAAACAUUUUUUCCAUAACUUUUUUACAGUCGUGCCAAUGGAAGCGUUCCGAAAAAUGUUGACCAAUUCAUUUCCUAACUUGAAGAAACACAAUUCCUCAACAAUUCGAUAAGUUCCCUAAAAAGUUCCUAACUUCCUGUUUUGUUGACCAACCAGAUUGCCCAAAAAUAAAAUAUAAAAUUUGAUUGGUCAAUGAAACGUGUUUCUUCUUUCUUUUCCCCUCACGAAACGUGUUUCUGCUGGGGUCUACACCGUAGGCUAGAACGGAUCCGGAACUUAGAAAAGUGCGCAAAAUUAUGCUAAAUUGACAAGUACUAUCAAAUUACACCACAUGGCCUCACGAUUUAAUAUAUAAAGAAAACCAUCUGCCUUUCUGCCGCAGCAAAAGUUCAGUUUGACGCACGCAUUGUUUUUGCAAUUACACUCUAAAUAAAAUGUAUCGAUUAUUUAUAAUGCGAUUAUUAGGAAUUUUUAAAAUAUAAUUUUUGCGUCUCUAGCAAUUUAAUCUGCGCUAUAAAAGUCAAUUAAUUUAAGACAAACAAGCGAAUAUACGCGAAUAUUAUGGUGAAUAUACGGCCUUCAAUACAGCGACAAGAUGCGGCGAAUUCGAUCCUCGGCUUGCGUCAUGUGAUAUGUUCUAGAGGUCUGGACACGAAUGAAUUUGGCCGGGGGGGUUAUCUUGUGUUAGCUUAAUUAAUAUUGGCGGAGAUUUGACGCUAUCGUUCAACUCCGCCAAUAUUCAACAUGUGGUAAUUUUUUUCAACAUAUUUUGAACGUUGAAGUUGUGAUGGGUGCUAAAUUCGCGGCAUGUUCAAUGUCCGGUUUAACUUCAAUGUCAAAAACACAUGGGUGUUCAAUGUCAUAUUUAACUUCAAUGUCGAAAAUAUGUUGAAUGUUUUGCAUAUUCAAUGCCAGAUUUAUCUUCAAUGUCGAAAGCACGUAGGUGUUGAAUGUCCUAUUUAACUUCAAUGUCGAAAAUAUGUUGAAUGUUCUGCAUGUUCAAUGUCAGAUUUAUCUUCAAUGUCGAAAGCACGUAGGUGCUGAAUGUCCUAUUUAACUUCAAUGUCGAAAGCAUGAUAUACAUGAAUAUUGGCGGUGAUAUGACGCCAUAAUUCAAUGCCAAAUAUCUCGAAAACUGCCGGGGGAUCCCGGGGAUCCCUCCAGCAGAUUUUUAGUUUAGACAUUUGUCUUGACUUUUUUGCAAAAAUUACAAAAAUCGAACCAUGGGAAUUCCAGAUUUUUUAGUUUGAAAAUUGUAAACAGACUCUGACUUGAGUCAUCACGUUGCCACGGCAUGACCAACUUUAAUAAUCGAAAACAGGUUAAAAAAUAACGUUUACCUCAGAAAUUCUUGCACAUAUCGCCAGUCCUUUUAUAAUACUAAGGCCAUGGUUGCAUUUUGAUAGAAAAAUUUGAGUAUUUAUAUAUAUUUUUUGAGUUCUUCUGUGUCCAAUGCAAAUUUGACGGCCAAAAAUCUUCGCAAACACGAUGGGAAAAUAGCGCGAUUUCAUUGGUCGAGAUUUUCACGUGACAGCUGUCCAACCUCCUCUGGUUGUUUCCCAGAGCCUCAGCAAGCCUCCACAGAGGAUUGCGGGCUCUGGUUUCGAGAUUGGGCCAAUAUGAGUGAAUACGAUAUAUUUUGCUGAAUUUGGCCUGAAAAUUUGCUUACUUUGACGCCUGCAGAACACAUGCGCAGAACAGACUUUACAUGGUCUUUAACAAUAGACGAAUGUCCUACGUACAGUAUGUAAUAAUAUGAAACCGUCUACACAAUUUAUACAAUGGUUCCACUAAAAUUGGUAAAUAAAUGAUUGUCAACUAUUCCACAGUCUUGGUGUGCUGAGUGGUUAUAAUGUUAUAUAGUAAUACUACCUGAAAAAAACAAGCAGAAACUCAACAUUGGCUACUAACUCUUGACGAACGGCCUUCGCUAGAAAUGUCAAAUUUCUGCUUGUUUUUUUCAGGUAGUACUAUAUAUAAAUUUCAGAUGUUCAUUCUUGUAAUGGCCUAGCCUGCGUAGCAGGCGGUAUUCGCUGGCACGAGAGAAUGGGAAGCUAGAAAUACCGCCUGCCCAAAAACUACACAUUCUGAGUUCUCCCCGGCAGCUGGGUGCCGGAGCAUUCUGAUUGGUCAGAAUGUUGAUUUUCAAUUUUUGAUUGACAGGAGUAAAGAAUUAGAAUAAUUAGUGCUAAUUUUAGAAGUUACUGUUGCCGUAUUUAUAAUAUAAACUAUUGUUAUUUUCGUAAUUGAUACCGAUAUAUCGAGUGAUGGCAUACUUAACCAAAAAAUAACUAAUGUAUUAAUUGAGAAUUAAGCGUUGAAUUCUUUAAUCUUUAUCUGGAAUCGGAAAUCGCUUCGUCUUGAAGAAUGAACAACGAAUAUCAAUCCAACAUUUGUUGCUUGAUAGAUGUGAUACCGUGAUAAAAGUGCAGAUUUGAAGAUACAGGCUCGUAAAUGACACUCUAAGUAGUGUUUUUGAUAGCGAUUGGAACAAGACUAUUACAAAGUUACGUCCGAAGUGGCCGAAGUUAUGUUCGGCGAAAGGUAUGGCUAGUCUAUAUUUUUGUAUAGAAAAUUGCGUAAUUUGAUAAUACAGUACACGAACUCGCUUGACUUUCAAAGCUCAUAAAUCGCUAUAAUGUUGACAUCGACUAAAACUAUCGCUAUGAAUGAGGACAUAUUGUUACACUGAAUCGAACGUGGUAUUUUUGUCUUCAUAGCAUUGAAUGAACCGAAGAUAUGAAACGUCAAAGCCGUAUAUUUGCACUGGUGCAAAUAUGUGAGUUUGACAAAUAAUUAAAAUAAAUACAUUAAGAUGGGCGGGACCAUGCGGUGAGCGGAACUCAGAAUGUGUAGUUUUUGGGCAGGCGGUAUUUCUAGCUUCUAUCGCCUGCUACGCAGGCUAGUAAUGGCCAACUGAGUGUGCAAAAAGUAACAAUUGUAUUUGAAGUCAAAUGCUCAACAAAAACAACUUUACUUUUUCAGAAUAAGCCUACUAAAACCAAAAUUUAGGUUUAUUAGUAAACUAUCAUAAUAACUUCAUACAUCUUUAACAAUUUCAGGACUGCCGAAAGUAGGGAUGCAGGCAAAAGCCCAGCUCAAAAGGGGCCUUCAAAGCACAAAAAGUUGUGUCAGUGCCAGAUAAUAUACAGUAAAGUGUAAUAUAUUGUAAAACACCUUCUCCCAUUUAAUAAUUAUGAUGUCAUAGGGACCCCUGGGAAAACUUAAUGAUGUCAUAUGCUUUCCCUGGAAAAGUUUUACUCUGGGCCCUGCACAACCUCCCAGUGGUGCCAUAAUGAAUUGCAAGUUCUAAAAAACCUUUAUUGAUUUCAAUAAUGUGUUAUUCUACACAUCAACCUAACAAGCAAUACAAGCAUGAAAGUAUAAAUGAUAUUAAAUUUAUUCAAGCAGGACAUUGUUAUUAGUCAGGCCAGGUGUGAUUCUUGAUUCUUUAACCUAACUACUUUUUAUCACAUAACUAAUGAGCGAUGCCACUAGCACUUUUCCAACAAUACCAUUCCUUUCUUGAGUAUUUCAUUAUAUUAGACUCUUCAUUAUAAUGCAACAUGCCAAGCUGUUUACUGUUCCAGAAUACAGAACUGUAUAAUUUUGACUUGAAACUGAUUUCCAUUGUUUCCAGAUGUACUGGCAUUAAUUGGCAUAAUAAAAAGAUCGUAUGCACAGCCCCAGGUGUAUACGUAUCUGAAAGAAAUGUAAUACUAAAGUUAUAAAAUAGUCAACCAUUUAAUAAACACACACAGGUAUACUGCUACAUGCUUUUGCUCAAUUGCUACAGCAGUACCCUUCUUCAUUGAGAAAAAUAUCUUCAUUUCAUAAUUGUAUGAAGAAUAAUAUUUGGUUUUAAAUUCCCUAGGUAUAUAGAUUCAUAAUAAUGCAUGUAUAAUAGUAGGUAAUAAUUUAUAUUGGGUAUGAUCAGCUCACAGGAUGCUAUAGAGUUUCUGAAAAUCUGUUGCAUUUUUAGGGGGUACACAAUUAUCUUUUGUGGUAUUCUAACUAGACUACAAUUUGGAUGGAAAUUCAGAGCCCAAGGUUAAAAAUUAACCUUGAAACAAAAUAAUGACAUGAUUCACAUGAACAAUAUAAAUUGUAACAAACGUUCUUGCUCAUGAAUAGCCUAUUUAAUAAAGCUGAGAGUUAUUAAAUUACUUUUAUAUAACAAAUAAUUAAACGUACUUGUUAUAUAGCUAGCGUGAACACCAAACGUGAUUGGCUGAUUUGUGGUCACGUGACUUCAGAUAAAUGCAAUGUUUCCCGCCGGGCAAAGUGAAAAAUUGUUGCCCGCCCCGACUGGCCACGUACAUAAAUAAACAAAAUGGAGGCACAACUCAGAUAAUUAGAAACUACGAUUUUCCAAGUUUGUGUUCAAAUAAAGAAUAUAAAAGAGAAGAAAAAUACACAACAGGCAACAAGAUAUGCUGCUGAAACCGUUUAAGUAGGUUCUUUUAAUUUUAACUCGUUUACACUAUAGAGUUUUUGUCACGAAAUACAAUUGUUGUAUGAAUGUUGUUGAAGUUGAUUUUUGUUCGUCGCUAUAUAACAAAACACUUAAUGCCUGUUCCCUCGGGAAAUAGUUAGUUUUGUUUUCCCUCGAAUCUUAAAGGUGCCCUACAGUCUGUAUGUAAAUAAAGCCUUUGUUUACAUUUUUGUGUCCAAAAUAUUGAGCUUUAUUCGACAACUAUUUAUAUUUUCAAGCUUCUAGAGUAUAAUAAAUUAUCAAGAAACAACAAUCAGGCUUUGCAAGAACCCAAAACAUAGUUAAACUGUUUGUAUCAUGAAAAGUGGGCUCCUUUGUGCACAUGCGCAGAUCGGACUGUAGGGCACCUUUAAAGUUUUCCCCGACUUCGUCUCGGGAAACAUUGAGAUUCUCGGGAAAACAAAACUAAGUAUUCCCCUCGGGAGCAGACAUUAAGUGUAUAUUAUACCUUAAGAAGAAAUCAGAACAUUUUGAAGGAAAUAGAAGCCAUUUGAGACAAAAUAUUUGAUCACUCGUGCACUCAGUAUCCUUGUUGUUCACACUAACUGCGCCGAACAUAUUUUAAUGCUUUUGACGGGAAAAAGUGCGAUUUUAUUGAUAUUUUCAGCAAAAAGUUAGCUCUCCACUCCUCUUGAAAAUACUAUGGCGCGCGCGAAUUCCCGGAGAAUGAGUACGAAAUAGUUAAUUGGAAAAUACUGUACUUUUACCGUAUUUUCUAAUUAACUCAACUCGUGUGGCCAGAGCCACUCAACGAUGGCUCUGGGUACGAGAUUGUGUCUGAGCUAGGAACGAAAAUAUGGGCGCUUUCCAUUAACAAGCCAGACUGGUCAGAACGGUCAAACUGUUGAAUUGAACACAAAACAUUUGGGCUUCGGACCUAUCUGACCGAAAAAUUUAGAUAACAUUAGAAUGAGGUCCAUUUUCCCUAGAUAUUUGAGAAACAUAGAGAAGAAUUCAGAGAAAGAGAUUAAGAAUCAGAGAAGAAUUAACAGAGAAAAGAAUUCGGGCCUGACCGGUCAGGCUAUUAAAUCGAAAGCGCCCUAUGAAUCAGAUCAGUUCUCUUUUCGAAUGUUUAUUGAGUAUACUUUUAAGGCGUGAAUUAAAGAACCGUUCAAGCGUUUAGCGUGUUAAUAGACGUAGUCAGUCAUGAUCUAGAUUUAUCGACUUUUGUCAGGGGCCAGUUGAACGAAGGCUGCAUUAACGCCAUUCACUGAAUUGUGAAUGGCGAUCUUUUUCAAUAUUUCUAAAAAAUGCUUGAAUAGUUUGGUAGCCAUGGGUAUGGACCUACAAUUACUAAAAUUGCUUUAAUUUGUAAAUACUAAAGUUUAAUCUACAUGGUGUCUAAAAAAAGCCGGGGACUUUAGAAAUUUACCUUAUAAUUGUUACAGUGAAUUUUGCCGAGUUAACAGAGGCAAUUUUGCCUAGUCACCACAGCCACUAAUCAAUAUUUCUUUUCCCAAAAUUGUUGGCGAGCGUGGUGGUGGUGGUGGUGGUGGUGGUGGAGUUAUUUUGUGUUUAACUACAGUUAAUGUUCCAAUUUUCCCUAAUGUUUUCGUAAAUUUCUCCACAUUUCUUAAUCGCCGACUGGGUAGUACCAAAAUGUGAAAUUGCUGUGCUGAGUGGUUAUAUUACUACCUGAAAUAAACAAGCAGAAACUCGACGCUUCGAGCGAAGGCCCUUCGUCAAGAGUUAGUAGCAGGGAUCGGAAAAAUGCACCGGCUUUUAUACUAAGAGUAUGAAAGCAUCACGUGACAAAAAAUAAACCAAUUAGAUGGAUUUAAUCAUAACAAAGUGUAAACAAAAUAUGUAAAUCGCAUUACAGAAUAUAAUACAAUACAAAAAAUAUAAAAAUAUACAGGAAGCUAUGAAGACCUGUACGUAAAGACAAUUACUACAAAAAGUAAUCAAAACAAAACAAAACACGUGGGAAUAAGGUAAGUAAUAAAUAGAUAAAUGCUGUCAAUGUCUGCUAUAGACAGGCAAGGACAGAUGGAAUUAAUAAACAUAGGAAAAGCGUUCAUUAAUACCAGAGGGGUGAACAGUGCCAAGUUUGGAUAUGAGGCGCAUUUCAUGUCGUUUGCGGCUAUCGUACGUUUCUUCCAGAAAUGGGACAGAGGGCUUGAAUUACCAUAUCUGAAACACUGUGACUGCCAUUAUUAAAAUGUCUGGCAACAGGUUGGUUAGCAUUGCCAAUAACUGUACGCCAAUGCUCACCAAACCUUUAAUUGUCCUUAAUUAAACAUCUUCCAGUUUCCCAAUGUAAAGCAUGCCACAUCUGAUGCAAGAGAUGCAGUAGAUGAGAUGGGAGGAGGCGCACAUGAAAUAGUCAUGCUUGAUGUGAUAUUCAGAUUUAGGUGCCGAAACAAUAGUGGUAGAAUCUUCAAAAUCACAGGUUUUACAAUUCGACGACAGGCAAGGGAAAGUGCCUUUCUGUGAGGCAGGAGCCUGUGCUAGGUAGCUAUGGACUAGGGUUUCACGGAUAUUUUUGCUGUGUUGAAAAGAAAAUCGGAGAAAAUGGAAGAAUUGUUUCAGGGUCGUUUUUCAAAAUAUGGAAAUUCUUGUUGAUGACAUCUCUGACUUUGAAAUUGAAAGGAUGAUAAUUUAAUACUAGGUGUUGCGCUUUGCAUAUGCAUGCUGUAUUAAUCUAAAUGUCUUUACAUUCAGGUACUAUGAAUAUAUGAUUACAUGUUUACGUGUUAGCAAUACGUUACUGAAUAAUUAACAAUUAUAAUUACACAUUAAGUUAUUACAUCUCCUCCCCUAUCAGUUAAUAAGUUCUAACUCUAAAGUGUCCGUUUAUUUUUUUAUAAUGUUUUUAACUUAUCUAACAAUAUCUUGUUGUUCGCAUAGUGUUUCUGAUAUAGCACUUAAUAUUAAAUCUCUAUUUUAUUCAACUAAUUAAUUACUUAUCUAUAAUCCUUUAAAUGUGUCUCGAAUUUGAUGUCUUCGUCCUUCUAGAUCUUCGCAGUUCUCGUGGCUCUUCCUGUCUGAUGGUUUCUGGUUGGCUAUGAGUUUCUAAUUCAACAUUCAAGGGUUCUGGAUGGGUUGUAGUUGCGGUUAUUUCGGUUGCUGGUGGAAUUUGGGUUGCUGGUCUUCGUUGCUGUUCUUCUGGGUGAUGCUUAUUCAUUCUUAGCAGCUUGAAUCGUGAUCUAUCUCUACAUUUCGUCUUCUCAUCCUUCAUCCUUCUCGCUGUUACCAUCGAGCCUUUGAUUUUGGUUAUAACAUAAGUGUACGGUUCGUAUGGAGUUUCUCCUUUAUUCUUCUUUUCUCGUUUAACGAUCACUGCGUCUCCGGUCUUCAAUUCGUAUUCCUUCGAUCGAUGCCGUUUAUCAUGAUUUCUCUUUGCUUCCUCUUUGUAUUGCUGAUCGUUACGUCUCACGGCGUCAUCCUUUGGUGAUGUUUCCGUGGGAAAAUGGUCCAAUUUCGUUCUAACUUGUCGGUUCAUUAACAGCUCGUAUGGUGUGGUUUUGGUUGCGGUGUGUGGUGUGCUUCGGUAGGCUGGAAGCAUAUCAUAUGUUGCUUCGUGGAAGUUGGUGUGAUCUUGUUUUGAAAUUGCGGCGACCUUGUUAAUUAAUUUGUUGAAGUUUUCCACCUGCCCUUGUGCUUUUGGAUGGUACGGCGUGACAUCAGCAAGUUGCUUGAAUUCACGUGAAUUAAAUGGUGGUGCAUUGUCCGUUUGAACAACUUUUGGGACUCCGUGCGUUGCGAAUACUUUCUUCAACUUCUCUCUCACCGGUGCAAUUGCUAUCGAGCGGGUGAAUUCGACUUCUGGGUAGCGAGAAAAUUGAUCUGUAAGUACCAUGGCAUAUUCUCCAUUAGGAAACGGUCCGCAAAAGUCAAGUUCAACAACUUCCCAUGGUUGUUGCGGGAUCUUUGUCAUUUUCGCCGGUUCAGUGUGGAACGUAUUUGUUGCUAUCUGACAGCUAAAGCAGGCUUGUACAAUAUUCUCGAUCUGAAUAUUCAUCGAGGGAAACCAAUACUUGUUUCGGAUCAUUUCCUUCGUCUUGCUGCUGCCAAGAUGGCCUUGCUUGUGCCCAACACUGAUUAUUUUCUUCCGCAGCGCGAUGGGAGGAAUGAUCCUCUCACCUCGAAGUACUACUCCGUCUGCUUCAUAUAUCUCCGUUCUCAUAUCGUAAUAUUGUUUCAAGUCCAUGGCUGUGUUUUCCCAAUUACCAGUUCUGAUUACCUGAAUGAGUGCUUGUAACUCGUUGACGUUGGUAGUUUCUUCACGUAUCUUAUCUAAUACAACGGCGUGUUCGGUUGCGAUCACAGCUCUUACAUGGUGUUCUAAAUGUGUCUCUUCGAUAUCUGGUAGUGGGUGAUGGGAUAGGUAGUCGGUCAUGUUCGAUUUCCCUGGUAUGUGUAUCAUAACAAAUUCUAAAUGCUGUGUCUUCAUCCUUAACCGUUCCAGUCUUGGUGGUAGUUUCGUAUUUGGGCUAUUGAAGAUUGGUAAUAACGGUUUAUGAUCCGUCGCUAUCUGGAAUUGUUGUGACCCUGCAAGGUACAUUUGCAGUCGGCUUGUUGAGAAUUCUACCGCAAGGGCUUCUCGUUCAAUUCGGGCAUACUUUUGUUCAGUCUCUGUCAGUGUUCUACUCACAUAUUUAUUAUCAGUGUUCUACUCACAUAGUUAUUUAAGCCCCGUUUACACUACGCUCAAUUUUUGGUACGGCACGGAUAAAAUUGGUACCCGUACCACUUUUUUGGUUCUUGGACUACCUAUUUAGCUAAGCCCCGUUUACACUACACACAAUUUUUGGUACCCUACCAUUUUUUGGUUCUUGGACUACCUAAAUAGGUAGUCCAAGAACCAAAAAAGUGGUGCGGGUACCGAUUUUAUCCGUGCCGUACCAAAAAUUGAGCGUAGUGUAAACGGGGCUUUAUUAUCCAUAUGAAUGACCUUCCAUUACAUCUGAAUGACACCCAAAUAGAUAUGUUUGCAGAUGAUUCUACUCAGUAUGUAUCUGGUUGUUCAGUCCAGAGUGUACAAGAACAACUCAGUACCGAAAUGCUACCAAUUAUACAAUGGACCGAAACGAAUAAAAUGGUUCUCAACGAACAGAAAACUAAGGCAAUGUUUAUAGCAUCAACCAGGAAAGUGUCUGAGAUCCCACAGGAUUUAAACAUCGCUAUAAAUGAUUUCCAAAUUGAAACUGUGCUUGAUGGAAGAUUACUUGGUAUUCAGUUUGAUCAAACUUUGAGCUGGUCUGUGCAUAUCGAUCUGUUGUGUAAAAAGAUAUCUCAAAGAUUAGGUAUAUUACGACGAAUACGUCACCAUCUGCCACUAAACGCUCGUAAAGCCUUCUACCGAUGUUUAAUUCUCUCCUUGAUGGAUUACUGUUGUGUGAUUUGGGGGAAUACAUCUACCCAAAACUUGCACAGACUUCAUCGGCUUCAAAAGAGAGCUGCCAGACUGAUUUUAGAUCGUGAUCAUAAGGCACCUUCACUGCCUUUAUUUUUGGAACUUGGAUGGCUUCCAGUUCACGAGAGAAUACGAUAUUUUCGUGCCAGUACAGUUUAUAAAGCGUUAAAUAAUCUAUCUCCAAGUUAUAUCACUAGCUUACUUUUACCAUUUAGCAAAGUACAUAAUGUAAGUACUCGCGGCUCCACAAAUAACAACUUGAAGCUUCCAAAAGUAAACACUAAUGCUGGUAAACGUACUUUUGCCUUCUUGGCAGCUAAUGAGUGGAAUCUAUUACCUGAUAGUGUGAGAUGCUCGACAUCAUUUUCCUCAUUUCGUAAAAACUACAUAAAUUUGGCCUUUUCCAAACUCAAGGAUAAUAUCUGACUUGUGUUUAUAACAAUUAACGAUCAUUUUUAACCCUAUGUGUAUAUUUUUAGACUUAGUAACUCUUUAUACUGAUAUUUAUAGUCUUAGUAUUAAUAGACAGUAUAUUACUUAGGGCCUAGAUGAAAAUUACUUCGUGUAACUCUAGUCACCCUGUUUAAAUAAAGUGUUUAUUAUUAUUAUUAUUAUUAUAAUGGACUGGUUGAUACCCAUGGGCUGUCUUUUGGAAUAAUCCGCCUCCGAGACCGACUGGACUUGCAUCGCAGAUAAUAAGGGUCUUCCUUCCGGUGUGGUGUGGUGUGGUAUGGUAUGGUAUGGUACGAGUACAGGUGCUCUUGUCAUUGCAUUCCUCAGAUCAUCGAACGCCAUCUGUUGCUCUUGAUUCCAUUCAAAACGAUGACCUUGUUUCGUUAUCCGCCUAAGUGGUUCUGAUCUGCUGGAGAAAUUUUCGAUGAAUUGGGACAGAUAUGCCAUCAUUUGGAUAAACGAUACCAACUCUUCUUUACUUUUCGGUCUUUCCAUUUCCUGGAUGGCUCUGAUCUUGUUAGGACUUGGUCUCAGCCCUUCGCUGGUGAAGUAAUGACCAUGGAAUUCUAGCGAUGUCCGACCGAAUUCACAUUUCUCCUUUCGAAGCGUUAUGUUGUGGAUUGUGAGUCGUUCGAAUAGUGUUUCCAGGUUCCGAUUGUGUUCUUCCCAAUCUUUACCUCCGACCAUGAUGUCGUCGCGGUUGUUUAAGACAUGAGGUAUGCCCGAGAUUAUCUUUGCGAUCUCCGCAUCAAAAAGAUCUUGGCUGUUCUUGCCACCGAAUGCAAGUCUUUUGUAUCUAUAGUUCCCCCAGGGCGUUGAGAAUGUCAUUAUCUUUCUAGAUUCUUCAUCGAGCGCGAAUUGAUGGUAUCCGUGGUUCAGGUCGAUUUUACUGAAGACUGUGCAGUCCUUAAAUUCGUUUACAAAGUCUUCGGUGAUGGGUGAUUGUACGUGCCUUGUGCGUGCCAUAGACUGAUUUAGAAUUCGGAGAUCGAGACUCACUCGGAUGUCCUUAGGAUCUUCGCUUUCGGUUGUACCACGAGAGGUGAACACCACCCGAUUGCUUCUUGUUCGGGGACCUUCUCUAUGAUGUCACUUUCGAUGAAUUCGUUAAUGCGCUGCUCCAGAGGCUCUAGUAAGUGAUACGGCACCCGUCUUGGUUUCUGAGCUAUCGGUGUCGCAUCCUCGUUCAUGGGUAAAUGGAUUUCGAUAACUUCUCCGUCUCUUUCCGCCUUUCCUACUCCGUGGAAUCUUCCUUCAUACUUUCCGAGGAUUUCUUCAAGUUUUGGGUAGGUUGCGUCUGUUUUCUUUACUCUGUGUGUAUCUUUUUUCCUGGAGUUUUCUAAGUUUCCAGUCUGGUCGAUGAGAACCAUGCCUAAAUUGGAUAAGAUGGGUCUUCCGAUCAGUGGCAAAGAAUCCAUUUUUCCCCUAAUAACGAUAAUGCGUGUUCGUGGCUGCCUCGUUUGGUUUCUGAUGGUCACAGAGCAUUCUACUGGUACCGGGAUGUCUUGAAGAAGUGCUCGCAGCUUUGUUCUGGAUUUCUUCAGCCGAAUUUCAGAUCUCGCUUUCUGGAGUCGAUCAAAUUGCUUUUCAUCCAUUAUAUUUGCAUCCGAUCCCGUGUCCGGUUCAAUUUCUGUUGCCACAUCAUUGAUCAUUACUGUACACGAUUUAGAAAUUUUCUUGGCAUUCAAUCGAGUUGUUUGUCUGAUUCGAAGGUGUUGGAUGAAGUCUUCGUCGUUCGAGCUGUCACUAGAACUGAUACUCGAGCUCUCCUCCCCCGUCCUCUCGACGUGUCGAAUAUUUGGUUUUCUGUGUUCUGGUUUAUAGUUCCUUUGGUCGUCUGGCUUCGAGUAUUGGCGGCUUUUUGUUUCUCUUCUCUCUGAUUUAUUGUCGCGACGUUGAUAUUGAGAAUUCUCCCUUCGCUUGUUGUUCCCACCGGGACCUCGUGUUGAACGCGAUCUACAAACAAUGGCGAAGUGGUUUUGUUUACCACACUUUCGACAUUUCGCACCAUAUGCGGGACAUUUUGCUUUGUCGUGCUUACGCCCACACCGUUGGCAGGAAUCUUGUUUAGAAUACUUCACUCUUUGGCUCGUUUCAGAUGCUUCGAGUUUCUGCUUGAUUUCUUUGGCUUGCAGUUGAGCUUGCUCGGUGAUUGCUGCUUCAUCGAGAAUUUCUUGUAGUGUCCAGUUGUUGCGAAUAGCUUUGACACGAAUCGCGUUGUUAUGCAUUGUUUUGAUCAAGUGGUCGCGUAUCGCAUCGUUUUCGUCUGUAUAGCUACAUUUCUUGGCGAUUUCUCUGAUUCGGGCGUAGUAAGUCGCCAUCGGUUCGUCGUCUUGUUUUACCAAGUUUCCGAGUUUAAAACGAGCAUAAUCUUUGUUCUUUCUCGGUAGAAAGUGCUGAUCGAGCUUGUGAAUUAAGCGAGUAUAUUCGUUUUGAUCUCGUUCGAGUGCUGGGUCGGAUAUGGAGUCGUCUAAGUCAGCGAUUUCUUGACCUCCGUAUAUAAUAAAGUCCGUCUUUCUUUAGUUGUGGGUCUUCGAUACCGAAAAAUCUGAAUUGUCGCUCGAUAUUCUGCUUCCAUUUGGCCCAACGAACGGCUGUAUCGUUGCUGUCUCUUGUCAACUGAAAUGGGCCGAUAUUUAAGUGUCGAUUUAUUAUGGUCACGGCUGCAUUUUGUGUUGCUCCUACAGCGCUUGUACUUGACUGUGCUUCAGCGAUUUCUCCGUGGUCCAUAUUCUUGUUUAUUGCACUUUAUUCUCGUUAUUUUUUGGGAUCAAAUACACUGAAAUUUCGAUCCCAUCCUCGUCGCCAAUGUUGUGCUGUGCACAUGCAUGCUUUAUUAAUCUAAAUGUCUUUACACUCAGGUACUAUGAAUAUAUGAUCACAUGUUUACGUGUUAGCAGUACGUUACUGAAUAAUUAACAAUUAUAAUUACACAUUAAGUUAUUACACCUACCUACAGAUACCUUCAACCUCCAAACACCUGGGUAAGCUGCACUCUGGAGUCGAGAGAGCUUUUGGCAUUGUGUCUAAAGAAACUUAAAGGCUUGUCCAAGGUUGGCAUGCGCUGCUUAUUUGAAGUUCUAAUCAGUUGAAUUUUACAGUGAAUAUUUGACAUGAAUAAAUCUUUAUUUUUAGGUUAGGUUAAUUGAUGCUGGGUUUGUUUGGACAGAACCACAUUCAAAAAGAAUUAAAGUUAAAUUAACCAUACAGAAAGAGGUACAUACAAAGCACAAUAAACGUUUGUUGCACUUGUCUUUGUUGAUCUUGAAUGCUGGAUUUGGUGGCUAAUCCAAGUGAGCAUAUACUGUAUAUACUGUAUAUACACAAUUUAAGGCCCAGCAUGGAACGGUUGCGAAAAUGGCAACACUAGGUGAGGUCCUCUAGCAGGAAUCGAUCCUACGGCACUGCAAUUCCUGUUCCUGGUGUUACAUUUUUCGCAAUAUAUAUAUAUACAGUAUAUGAUGUUCGUGAUGUUACUCUGAGUGUGCAUCCACACCCGGCAAGCUGAAAAGUUUGCCUGGCCGCGGUGGGAAUCGAACCCAAACUUUUCAGCUUGUCCGGUGUGGAUCACACUCAGAGUAACACUACAAACAUCAUAUUCACCUGAGUAUAAAUAACACCAGUAACACACACAAAAGUAUGUGUGACAUAAACAGACACCCAGCUCACUUGGAUCAUUCACCAAACUCAGCAUACAAAACAAUGUAUAAAUUACAGUAGACCUGGUCAAACAAGGAUAAGCGUUGAUAAGAGACGAGAAGCGAGAGUUUGCAUGAGAGUUUUCUCAACUCUAAUUCCGCGGUCAAACGAGAACAAGAGUUGCUUGAGAUUUCACUGGAUAUCACUGGUCAGUCAAACGAGCAAACACACAGUUCAAGAACUUAUCACUAGACUAUUAUAUCAACACCCUUCAUCCUAUAUUACAUUAUAUUAUUAUGUGUUAAUGGGCUUUGAAAAUUCUGGAGAUAUUAUUUGAAAACGUCCUCGGAUUUCUUUCCAGUGGUACUGAUAAUACUUGAACAUUAUUUAGAUUAUUGAUUUUGAACAACAAUGUGAUCGCAAGGUUUUCCCAAUUUCCAGAUUUUCUCUUGAAUUUACUAAAAAACGUCUUUGGAAGUCCUGAAAAACUUCCUUGAAUUUCAUCUUCACUAAUAACCAGGUGAUCUCGUGUUCGUAUUUUAGCCAAUCAGCGCUCAGAAAGGGUUGUCCGAAUAGAAAUCCAUUUUGAUGUAUUUAGUCAAUUAUAUCUUUUGUUAUUCUUUAUGAAACUAGUUAAAAUUCUGUAAUUAUGUUUGGUUAGGAGAACUAUAGCUCUGACAAAAAUAUGGAAACGAAGUAAAGUAUACUACAGGAAAUAUUCAGUUGUUUUAAUCAUAAAAUGGAUUUCUAUUUGACAACUAGUGCCAGUACUUUUCCGCGUAUCAAGAUCACCUGGAAGUGGAAACCCUGGACUAUAGUGAAACCCGCUUACAAUAUUUUCAUUUGUGUACUGUUUAAAGAGAACAAACAAAAGGGUUUACAAUGAAUAGCCAUGCACUAAACACAGAGGUUUAAUUUUUGCACUGUAGGUGAUGAGUGCAACAAUCCUACAACAAGUAUUUGUCGUGGAGUUUGUUGUUCAAGGUCAGAUGUGUGGAGAUUGUCAUCGGAGGGAAGCCAAAGAUUAUUGGAAAGCUCUUGUUCAAAUUCGUCAGAAGGUUAGCUAUGACAAAAAUAUCUUUUCAGUGAUAAUCUUUAUUUAAUCGUGAUACAUUAUGUAGUUAACUAUAAGGGACUGGUCAUAAAGUAACUGCUAGAGUGGGCAGGAGUGAUUUGGGGAUGGGCCAUGGAAAUUUUUUGGGCAGUUUCGAUGGGCCGCCAAUUUUUUUGUAUGUUCACGGUUGGGCCACCAAACAAAGAUCCAUGUUAAUUAUAUAUUAUAUAAAGAUAUUAAUAAUAAAAGUAAACAAAAAUAUCAAAUGGAAAUGAUGCUACAGUAUUGAAGCCAGUACUUUGUUUUAUACAACAACAAGAAUUGAAUACAACCAACUGGAGAGCAGCCCAGUAUCGUAAUUGAUGAUGAAUGUGUUGGUCACGCUUGGUGGAAUUAUAUAUGUCAAUACAGUGCCGGUGUAUGUUUACACUUCACAAUGUUCAUACCUGCAAGUUUUUUUUAUUAUAAAAGUGUAUUUUCCCAAUUUAGAUUGGGUGGGUGGGUCAUGAAAUAAAUUUGGUAAGAUUAGAUGGGCUUUGAAAUUUUUAUGUACAUUCUAAGAUGGGUCACCAAACUUAUGGGCAAAAUUUGUGAUUUACCUCCAGCCCACCCUAUAGCAGUUACUAUAUGACCAGUCCCUAACAAGCUUUAAUUUCGUAGCAACUACCUGAAAUAUACAAGGAGAAUUUCGACGUUUCGAGCGAAGGCUCUUCGUCUGGAGUUAUACACCUGGCUCGAAACAUCGAAAUUCUCCUUAUAUUUUUCAGGUAGUUGCAUCCCUACGAACGAAAGCUUGUUGCCAGUACACUGGCACGGACAGGUUAUAUACAGUAUUUACUUGCAACUAUAUUUUAAUGCUGAAUGGGGUGAAUGCAGGCAUAUUUUUUUCAUCCUGGCAGCAAAGUUGAACAAAAAUGAAAAUUUCCGGUGUAAUUCACAUGUAGAUUUCAGUGAGCGUACAGUGUAUGGUGCCACAUAGUGUGCUUGACUUCAAAUUCGGCACAAAACCAUCUCAACUUGCGAAAUGCUUUUGCAAACAAUAAGUAAAUUAUAUAGCAUUCCGGUAUAUGAGAUGAUGAAUACUCCUGCAAGAUGCAAGAAUGUACCCUCUAAAUGUAUUUCUAUCCACCCUAUCAAUAUUUCCAGUGGGAGGAAACUGUACUAGCCGGAAAAAACCCACAAAACGUUUGGCCAAGAGUGUAAAAAAUAGUUGAGCGCGCGAGCAAAGGCGGAGGAAAUGUUAAAUAGCUGCAGGAACAGGAUUUUUAAGUUGAAGAAUUUGGACGAAACCCUAAGGGACCGGUCAAUAAUUAUGGUACAUGAUGGGGGAUGCCAUGGUCGAAGAGAAAUGUUUUCUUGGUACAAAAUUUGCAGAUCCAACCAUUGAAAAGUCAAAUUUAUCCAUCCUCAAAUGUGAUCAAUUAAAAAAUAAAUUCCCACUCCUGUCCAAAAACGUGUCCUUUACCACAUUGUGACAUGAGUUUGAUAAAAACUUGUUCAAUUUUCUGUUGUCUAAAAUUUCAUGUUGUCUGCACAUGUACUUUCUUUGGAGACACAAGAUAGCGACUCUGGUUGAUUUACAUGUAUUGACAUACUGUAUGACUGUUGACAUUGCUUUUUAGUCUUCUAUAUUUGAGCGAGUCAUACUGUGGAAAUGACAAUAUACUUUUAUUACCUAACCCUUGAGUUGUUUUGUUUUUCAUAUACCCAACCUUUUACUCACUCGACAUUCAAUUUGCUGUACCAACCCUUUUCUUUUCGGUCCUCCCGUCAUAUGACCGCUCCCUAACAGGCACAUAAUUAUCACAAAAAUACUCAUUUGGUCUGAAGAAUUAUCCCCUGGUUGCACUCCCAGAAAGAAAAUAUUUUUCAUCGACCCUGCUUGUGGCAGAUCGUUUACUGGCCCAUUAAACACGAAAGUCUUUUGAAUACUGAGCAAGACUCGAACCCACGAUCAUUGCUGUUGUUUUUAAAUAUAGACGAACCACAAGAAGACAUUCUUUUAUCUGGAGCAGCUCAUCAUAAAACAUCAAGCACACAAUAAUACAUUGAGAAUAAAACAGCAAUCAGGUAGCUAUACUGUAACUUAGUUUCCAAGAAAUAUUAUAUAUUCCAAAGCAUGUAUACAUGUCUAAUAUGGCAUCCUGGUAUUCCUGAAGGCUCUGCAAUAGAGGAAACCGUACAAAAACGGGCGCUAAAAGAUCAAAGAGAACUUUUGUGCUUUUAAAUAUUUUAAUCAUAUGAAUAAGCCUUUUAACCGUCUCUUUGAAUUAUUAUACUAUCUCCAGUACCAGUAGAAAUAAUCAGUACAGUAUACUGUAUACGAAACGCUCUGUACGAAACGAACGCUUACCGCUAAUUGAAACUAGAACAGAAAUAUUUAGGAAUUUUAGUUUUAUAUACCGUGUGCAAUUAGGCCUUUUCUGAGGAUCUGAUUUAUAUCUUUUUUUCAAAUGCAGUAGUAUUUAUAUUUAAUUUUAAAAAUGUAAUUUUAACCUUAUAGCAUAUAUAUCAAAAUAUUAUAUUAGGCCUAUGUCAUGGAGAUGUGAAAACGUGCGACGCAAUAUACGUUUCAUUAUAAUAUUAUUUUUAGAUGGUUUGGAUUUCUUUUUUGCCACCCCACAAGAUGCGAAAAAAUUUGUUUCUUUCCUACAGUCAGUGGUACCAUGCAGGUAUUUCACAGUCUCGUUUGGUUGCCUGGCUUCAUAACCAUCAUCUUAACCACCAUUAUAAAUAUCAACACCACCAUAAUCACUUCCACAACCACCAUUAUCAUUAGUCGUCAUAACUAUUGUCACCAUCAGUGCCACUCCUAAUAUUAACAAUUAUAAACCAGCAUAGCAACCAUUAUCAUCACCACACCAGCACUGAACCAGUAUCAUCAUCAAGAGUCAAGCCACCAGCAUCGCUACCAAUAUCACUACCACCAUCACUGUAAUCACCACCAUCAUCAACAUCACCAUAGUUAACAUAAUCGUUAUUUUACCAUCAUCAUUAUCGUCAGCAGCAUCAACACAGUGCAUGGUGUCGUGCUGACCAACCUUGCCUUCCAAACUGGGAGACACGGGUUCAAUUCUUGGUCGGAACUCUACUCAAGGUCUUAAAAUAAUUGAGAAGAAAGAGCUACCUUUACAUUGACAUCAGUAAAUGGUUAGACUUUCGCGUCCUCUCGGAUAAGGACGAUAAAUCGUAGGUACAUUGGACCCCUUAUCAAUCGGGAAGAUGCCUGUUGGGAAAUCCUCUCACCAAUCUGUGAGAAACUCAAUAAACAACGUAGCCUGAAAACAGACCUACGUUUCGCCCGCCCUAAAACUCGCGGGUCGACGGAAAGGGCGAAACGUAAGUCUGAUGAAAAUGUUGUCAAAAUCGCCUUUUGCCCGGUUUGCAUUGUGCAAUAAUUAACGAUGAUGAUUGACACAUUUACAUCUAACACCUAAAAAUACAAUGAAAGUUGUCGGCUGUCGAUUCACUUUAUUGAAAGUUUGUAAACAAAGUAUAUAAGAGUCGAUAACCCCAUGCAGUAUGUUGCUUUUAUGUAUUCUUAACCAUUGUUUAAAGCAAACAGUUACAGCUAGUAUAUUUAGUAAUAAUAUGACAUUUUCAACACAUUCUAUAAAAUGCAAUAAAAUUUGCCUACUCAAAUUUGGCAAUGGCCAUGUCCCAUUGUUGAAUUGCCUGAUACAAACUCUUACAAUUUAUACAUUUUGAAACCGCCAUGCACUGCUAAAAUCUAAAUAAAAUAUUUCGUACGUGCUAUGUUAUCGAAAUGUAAAUCAUAAACGCAUCAGUUUUAUUAUGAUUAUCACCAAACGUAGAUCGUGUAAAAAUUAUUGUAUUGUAUAUUACAACGGAAAGACACAAGGUGAAGUAUUUGACACGUACUGCUCUACUCCCCUCCAGUUUUAAUUUUAGACAGUAGAUACUGAUAGACUAUAGUUGUCGUUCGACAUCACAAAAAAUUUAGAAUAUCACACUGCAUGCAUGCAUAUUAUAAUGCGUUCAUUUACCGUUGAAAUAUAUUCUGAUCUUUUCAAAUCUUUUCAUGUUAGCGAACAACCAAUCACAACCCAUUUCCCUGUGAAUUAGCCAGUCAGCUGUAUUCCGACCACCAGGUGGUCGGAUUCCACAGCGUUUUGAAAACAUUUUCAUCAGACAUACGUUUCGCCCUUCGUCGACCCGCGAAUUUUAGGGCGGGCGAAACGUAGGUCUGUUUUCAGGCUAUAAACAACGUCGUCAUCGUGACCAUCACUACCAUCACCGUCACCAUCGUAAUUGCUGUCGUUGCCAUUACCAUCAUUACCAUCAUCAUCACCAUCAUCAACAACACUAUGGUCCAAUCUACUCGGCUUGAAUAAUUUUCUCAUUAAAUAUUAUUUUGUAUACUUUCAGGAGCAAGUUAUCGCAAAGGCUAAUAUCUCAUGAUGUGCACACCAGCAGCUACAAUUAUUCCAAUACACAUUCAGUUGAACUUAUUCCAGUUUGUAAGGUAACGCAUAUUAAUCCACGCAAAGGGCUAGAUGUUUAUGAUCCUGCCACAUUUCUGGAUAACUCGCAUGCUUGGAUACCACUGUUAUAACUAUAUGACACUCGCAGAGUACAUACCUCCGUCAGCGAAUUAAGUUAUGUAUCAUGCAUAAAUUAUACAGUGGGUAAUGGUGAUUUCAGCUACAGACUAAAUUUUGAUCUAAGCAAGAAGAACAAAAUCCAUCACCACAGCUAGAAAGAGCAUGUUAAAAUUAGUAAAAUUGCAACGUUUGGCCGCGAAAUGUUGUAAAAUGCGGAAAAUAUAGCCCUGCGAAAUUUGCAAAUUUUGUAUCAAUUUGUAUUACGCGCGGGAAAAUGCACCACAUUUGGGCCGAAAGUGGCGACGACGGCCAAAACAAACUCCUUCAACUAAAUGGUAGUAAAGAUAAAUUUCGUCGUAUAUUAUCAAUCGUACGAUCUUAGAAUUUGAAGACAUGGGUUUUACGGUUGGGAAGAGUUAUACUGAACCCAGUUUAAAGUUGCACUUAUUGCAGGCUUGAAAUGCAGCCGUUGUAUGAAGACAUGAAAAUCCGUGAUUUGGCGUUGUAAACAGAGCGAGGACAAUGUCUAAAUUAUUCAUAUAUUGUGAUUAUUCAAUUAUUUUUAUUGUAUUGGUAGCCGUUGCCGUCGCGUUGCCGUCCUAAAUCGUAAGGUCUCUAAUAGCCACGUAAAAACGAGGCCAUUGACAUUGGGGCGAGAGGGCGAUAUAGAGCGCAGUCAUUGACACACGCCAGCCUGAAUAGGUAUGUGUUUCAGAUUCUAACCCACUUAAAUCCUGAUGUUUCUAUCAUAUUAUUUAAUCAUACUGUAGGAUGACGUCGUUUGCCUUCCGCUAAAACUUGCCCGGUCGUUAGGAAGUAUAGGGUGA
Paramuricea clavata is the source of this 46991-nucleotide messenger RNA. The record is from the annotation of a GenBank genome assembly. NCBI's taxonomy places the organism in Eukaryota, Metazoa, Cnidaria, Anthozoa, Malacalcyonacea, Plexauridae.